GUAAUAAAUCAUUUAUGCAUGCGGUGUUAGAAAUGAGCCACAGUGUUUUAUAAAUCUUGAUCUGUUUAUGAGAUCAUGGAACUUUAUUGGGGCGACAUCAACAGAAAGAGAUGUUUACCACUAGAAAACAAGUAGAUAUGGAACAGACUGGCUUUAGUUUUUUACAAGGCAAAUUGCAAAAAGAAGCUGCAGGUUGUAUUAUCAUAGAUGACUAUGAAUGGCCUAGUCUUGAAUAAAUGAGUUCACUAGAUAACAAUCUUUUCUCAAAGCAGCAACAGAACUAGAAGAACUGAAAUGAGAUAUCUGCACGAAGCAACGUGGCAACAGCAGACAUAUCCUUCAAGCUGUUCUUCAAACUUCUACAGACCUCAAAAAAUGUGAGCUGCAAAAACCUUAAAGCAAAAUGAAGCUUAAACAGUACAACUGGACCAUAAGGAGGUCAACUGCAAAAAAGUGAAAUUGCUAACUGUCAUAUAUAAGUCAUAUAUACUUUGUGUGUUCUUUGGAGUUCACUCAUGUUUAUGAAGGCUGCAUUAGACUGUGUUCAGAAACACCCAGGUCUUCAUAUAUAAAUUGGAUGAUACUCCUUUUGAGUGAGUUCCCUUCUACAAGUUGGGCAAAAGUUUGAAUGCCCAAGAGCAUUGCUGAGGCACAGACUACAGAAGAUGUGGCCACAUUUUGUUGACACUAUAAGCCGUCCGCUUUGCACAAUCUCUGCAUAGCUCUCUAUGCAAAUUGGACAACACACAGUGCCUGAGGAUCUUGAACUUGCAAAUUCAUUCCUUCCCACUUCUCUGGGCAGCUCUCUAGUGGCAAGAGCAUCACUCUCUGUGUGCCCACUAUCAUCAUCAUCAUCAUCAUCACUACUUAAUAUAAGACUGUCAGACAAUGGUUGACGUCUGAACUCUCUAUUGGGCUGCUGUCCACUCUCUCCAACAACCACAACAGAAUCGUUAUGUGUAAGAUCAACAACUAUAGGUUCUGAAGUUUCGCAAGUGAGGUCAACUACUUCCUCAUCAACACUUCUAUCAUCAAGUCUGAGUGGCUCUACUUGUGCAGCUGCAGCAGCUAUUUUCCUUUGAUUACGAGUUUGCAUAGAGUGAGUCUUGCCUCCACAGUACUUUCUCUGAAUGUCCUGAUGCUCAGUUCCUUUGCUAUCACUUAAAGGAGUAGUUUGUUCCAUAAAACUCGGGCCUGCAUUAGGAGGGGAGCCAGCAAGGGCAGUUUGUAAAGGUAAGGCCAGGGAGGAAGUAGAAGGCAAAGAGGAGGAAGAGGAGGAAGAGGAGGGGAUACAGGGUUCAGAAGCAGUUCCCCCCAUCAUCUUGUCCAGAGCAUUACGAGGUCUUGCUGAGGUGUUGCGACUGCCCCUCUUGCUUUUCCUGUCCUUGGUUGCAUUACAUUCUGUACUAGUUGAACUCAUGAUGCACAGGGAUGGGAGAGGCACAGGCUGCAGGGUACUUGCUUUCCCCCUUAUCUCCGUGUGCUGUUCACCGCUUAGCUGCCAACCAAUUUUGUAAUGUGAUAAUGAUGAUCAUGAAUGCUCUCUCUAAAGCAGCUUUAUGCAACUGGUGAUGCUUUGGAGCACUGUAACUUUUUUUGGAGUUGUCUCUUUUAUACCAGGUACUCCGAAGCUGCGAGCAAGUUCAAAAUCUCGAGGAGUUAGGGUGUAUUUCCUGUUACUCUUUAGAACUGCAUUAAAGUAGGAAGAAACAUGAUUAGGCUAAGAAACAAGGACACCAAUAUUAAUUUUCUAUCUUUCAGCCAAGAGGUUAGCUAAAACAAUUAGGAUUAUUACGAGGUGGAGUAUCUUUCCCUACCUUGACAGUUCUCUUUAUACAAGAGUUUGAUAAGGAGAAGGGAAGAAUUCAUGGAAAACUGAUGAAGGCCUCUUGCUCAAGAAGAACCAGGGCACAGAGCCAAGCUGAGGAUGAUGGGAAAUAUUAAAUGAAAUUCCUUUGUGUUGCGUCUACUAGAGCGCACUUCCUAGGGCUGCUCUCGCAAGAGGUGUUUUUCAGGUAUGACACAUUCAGUGUGUACACCCAAGCCUUGAAAAUGCACAUACAAAUCUUGCAAACUAUGCAGUGCUGGUGGUGAAUCCAGUGUUUUGUUUUUUUGAUUGUCCUCAUGACAGGCCAAGGAACAGCAUGGCCUAUGCCACCCAAGAAGAGGCAUACCAGCAUGGAGUUUCCGCAUGCGUCACAGUUCUCCUUUAACACUUAUCUUGUUUUGUGUAGCUCUCUCCCCCAAAAGGAGGUUUGGGGGAACUUAUUCCUAAAGUUCCAGUGUGGCACUAACAUGCAUGCACAUGAGAUUCCUGAAACUGCACCCUUAUGGUGCAGUGUUUUUCUAGUAGGUCCUAGGUCUAACAUGGUAACUCUGUUUUUAAAGCAGAAGGAUAGAUGGGGGGGGGGGUGAGUCUCUGCUGAAAUCUCCAACUAUCAAUUCUUCAGAGUAGCCAGCUCCAUCAGGCCAUCCCUUUCGCCUCAACAUUCCCCCAUCUUGCAGCAACAUUCCAUCAUGCCACAGCAGAGGGAGAGAAGAGAAAGAGAGCCACUCUAUGCAUUCAGCUGAGAGAACAAUGCUUGCCUUGCCUUCUCCUUGAACUAUUUCCAUUCCAGCUGAUCAUUACAAUAACUCUGUAACUAAGAUCUAAUGCCAGUGUUUGCUUUCCCUCCCUCUUCCCCUCAUUAUCCCUUUUCCUUUCGUGUUAUAAGAGCUGUCUGACAGAGGAACUGUCUCCCUAGGGAGGUUGUGGACUCUCCUUCCUUGGAGGUUUUUAAGCAGAGGUUGGAUGGCCAUCGGAUACAUAUGAUCUAGUUGAGAUUCCUGCAUUGCAGGAGGUUGGACUAGAGGACCUUUGGGGUUCCUUCCAACUCUACAAUUCUAUGAUCUUUUACACUGUAAGCCUGAGAGCAGGGAUUGCCUUAUUAAUAUCUGUAAGCAGCUUGAGGGGCCUUUUCAGAUGAAGAGCAGAGUAAAAAUGCUAUAAAAAUAAUUAUAACAGAGGAAGAUCAGGAUCCUAGAGGUGAAAGAUGACGCAUGUUCUGCCACAAACAGAUCUUACCUUUGCUGUGAUGAGGUGUUUUGUGAACUUUGAUUCCGAGCUGCAGACCAUAGCAGAGAGGCUGAAAGAGAAAGACGGAAUUAGAAACAAAGGAAUCGCACUAGAUUCACACCUGAACCUGCUUUUAAUAAGCAAUGAAGCUGUGCCAUUUCCAUAAAUAGUGGGAAUGGCUGUUGUGUCAAAGAAAGUUGGGAUGCGAAUGUUCCCUUUCUUUAAGAUCUUUAAUGGAGUAUUUUUUUCUUAACAGCAAAAAUAUUAAUAGGCACCAAGAUUCAGCCUCAAAAGGUCCCUGUAGUCCUUCAGUAUUAAAGACCUGGUGAAACAGAAGUGGGCUCAAGGAAAUCUUGCAGAGAUUUAUUUGUCUGAUUACACUUAUAUCUCACCUUUCUUCCAAAAUGGAAGCCAAGGUGGUGUACAGGUUGUUCCCAGCUGGUCUCCCAUUCAAGCCCUGACCAGACACAGGCCUGAUCAGCUUUAGGAAAGUAGCAGCCUCAUGUGCCUUCAUGAGGCAAUAUCCUGAGGCUUGGCCUGAAGGCAUAUGAGGCUACCACCUCGUGAGUUUGGCUCCAGCACUCCAAUGCUAGCUUUUCUAGAUUAAGUGAGCUGGAAAAUAUCAAAUUAAAAAUAGUUUAAACAUAACUCCUUCUACUGCAGACAGCAAGCCUCAGAAAUAAUGAGAGCAGAGUAAAAAUGAUGACCAUUAACCUGACCAAAUUAAUGGCAAGAUUAGUCAAAAUCCAUUCUUGGAAGCAGCUAUUCUUAACAGCUUAUUAGUUUAAUCACAUUUUGCAGUCAUAGCACUCGACUUACUUUCCUUGCAAGGAAAAAACAACCUGCGCUAAGUAAUUAUUUACAGGGGUUGAACAUGAAAAUGUGGACUAUUUAAUGAGGGAAGUUACUUUCAGCAGUUCCUUUAAGCAGCUGCUUGAGUGAAACCUUGGAGACCCCUUUUCCUUCUGGUUCUAGUCUUGGGGGCUCAACCCAGUGAAGACUUGGCAUGUCUAAUAUCACUGAAGUCAAAAGGAGUUGGGCACUUCUAACUCUGCACAGGAUUAGGCUUUAAGAGUCCAUGAAGUAUCCAUAGCCUAAUCAGCACAUUUUACAUUUGAUUACAAGCAGAAAAACCCAAAUUUGCAGUUAUUACCAGAGUCCUUUCCUUCUUAAUGAUCUAAAAUCCUGUCACCUGGGGAUAAGGCUCCAGAAAUUUUCAAUCUGCUUGGCAGCCAACCAGUGGUUCGGAUUGUGAAACACACAAAUGGUUGCACUCAUACUAUAAUGGCUCCUCAUUCCUACUGCAGCCCCUUUUACUCUCUGACAAGCUGCUCCUGGGGGUUGAUUGCACUGCACGCUGCCCUAGAGGGUCCAAUGUGGAGGUGGGGAUGCAACUGGAAGAAAUCAGCUUUCACAGGUUUCCAGAUCCCACCACUGCUCCUAAUUAAUCACUGAGGUUCAGUGCUUUCACUGCAUUUGAGAGGAUCCCUUUUGAACCUGCUACUCUGUGAAGGAGAUUUUUUUCCAUAGGGGAAAAGCAGCUGUGUGUGUCUGAAUGCAUAUGUGCACAGAGCAGCCCCUCUGUUUAAACCCAUGACAUUAAUGGUUCAUUGCAGCAUUUUGAAGAAGUUACUCUCCACUUCCCUGUGUUAGCAGCAGCUUUCAAAAGAUACAUCAUUCCUGCAGUGCAAUAUACAGCAGGAUUUCCCUACUAUUUGCCAGAAUUAAAUCUCUGGUUACCAGUGGUGACCUUAUUUAUGGAAUUCUGGCUGCUUAUUUGAUGGCAUACUUACCAAACUUUUAUACACGCAAUAAAUUUCAUAGCCAGUGGGUUCUUGGUUUUUUGUAGUAGCACAAAAAUUCCUAUAAUUUUGUCACUACACUUUGAGCACACAGGAGAAUCCAAGAAGCUCUUGCUGAUCUUACGCUUGGAACCACGUUAAGAAUUAGGUGAACAGAUACAGACUUAAAAGCACAAUCCUAAUCUUUCUUACUCUAUAACUUACUCUGAUUCCAGUAGACCUUCCAGGCUAUAAGUUUCCUUGGUUAUUCAGACUCUGGUGCAUGAGAAUUGUAGUUUAGAGGCAUAGAGAGGGUUCACAAAUUAUUAUGUGGAAAAUGCUGGGCUGGUUCAAAUUUUAAUUUUACCAUCCUCCUCUAACUUUCUGAGUUCAUAAGCAUGCAUGUUUUAAAUGCAAUAUGUGUGUGAUGCCCCCUGCUACAUCUGCUUAGAUUUAAGCCUUGCUCAACAGCAUGCUGGAAUAUUUUGCUCCUUUACAGAGCUUGGGCCAACACCAGAAUUUGAGGGGUCAUCUGGGUCUACGUACACCACUUGGCUGUCUGCUUUGCAAACUAAACAGGGGGCUGGGGGGGAGUUGUGUCCAGUGUCACAAUGAGCAGCAGGAGCAGCCUAUUGUGGCAGGCUACAAAAAGGGGAGGGGGUGGAACUAAGAAGAGAGGCUGGAAUCAGCAAUGGUGGGCUCUCAAGUGGACAUGGGCCUCUUCAUUCUUUCUCCCACAUGCCUGCCAUGCUAGGUCUCCUCCUGUAUGAGGUAUUAAGUAACAUUAUGGAGAUGCAUAUGAUAGUGCAAACCGGCAGACAUGGAUUUGGAGUGGGAUUCCACCAGCAGAUGCAGGAGAACAGGGAAGCUGAACAGAUGUCAUUGAAAUUGUACUCAAUACUGAUCCAGAGUAGAUUCCAUUGUAUAGUUGCAGGAUUCCUAAAAAAUAGACCGGAGGCAUUUCAUCCAGCAGAGCUUUACUGCUACUGAAGGCAAAUGAGCAGAAUGGUCACAAAUCCAAUACAUUCAGGAUUGGCACUGUCCGUAAGAAAUCCAGUUGCAGCAAACUUAACUUAAACUGACAAUAUUUUAUCAAAAGACUAAACCUUAACUCUAUAUACAGAACACCACAUCAGUUGUAAAAAGAGACAGAAUUAGAGAGAAUGAAACCCAGGCUACUUCUGGCCUCACUAUUAUGACCUUGACAGAGAUAACAGAACCAGCUUAAACCAGUGGUAUUUUCUAGAACAGUGACUUUCACCUAAUCAUUAUGACCUGAGAAAUAAGCUGGGCAAAUAAGCUGGAACUUGAAAUAUGGGUACCCCCCACAAAAAUUUAAAAUUCGGCUUUGUAAUUUGUAAUUUAUGUGAUGUGAUUUGAUUUGGUCGGUUAAUAAAAAUUAUUUACAGAAAAAAGAGAAAUAAGCUGGGCACAAUGGUUUAACUUGAGGACUGUUUUAUGCUGCUUUUAUGAUCUUGUGACCUUUUAGUUUAUUAGGUUUCAUUUGGAUUGAAAUUUUUAUUAUUUCAUUCUUGCAAUCUAUCCUGGCAAUAUGAUUGAAUGGCAGUAUAAAAAUGCUUGUAAUUAAUUAUUGCAUUACUUCUGGGGUGACUGAGGAAAGGACAACAAUAUGGGAAAUCUAUAACUGGCAUACCAGAUGAAGCUGGUAAAAGGCACUCCUAGCCACAAAAGUCACUUGGGCAUAUUGCUGGCAUCAUGCUCCAAAAUGCCCAAUGAUGGUUCUUAAAAUAACACCCUACAGAACUCCGUAGCACAAGUAGUAGGAAUGAACCACUGUAAUACAGUGUCUCUAAUAACCACCCUGAGUAAUUGGUCCAUAGUCAACAGCAACAAAAGCCACUUGAAGGGCAAGCUGGAGUAACAGGGUUGUAUUCCACCUGCUCCUCUCUUAAUAAAGGUGACCAAGUGCACAAACCAGGCCUGAACCCUCACUGAAAUGGAUCCAGAUAAUCAUUGAACUCUAGAAACACCUGCAGCUGGUCUUCUAGAACCUUCUUUAUAUUGUUUAUAUUGUAUAAAUAUAUUGUAUAAAUUAUACAAUUUUUAUAUUGUAUAAAUCCUAGAAUCAUUUGUUUCUAUCAGUCAGCAUGCUUAACACUUCAAUUCACUAGGUGUUCCCUCAAACACUAAUAAAAAAAAAUUGAAGUAACACAAAAGAUCUUCAAUUAUAACAUCACUAUUAAUAUUUUUAUUCUUCUGCUGUAGUUUGUGUUAGUAGGGUACUUUUGUUUGCAAAGGUUGAUUCCUCAGGUUUUAAAGAAAAUUAUUAAGUAUCUUAAAAAUAAAAACACACUUUUUCCUAUGAUUUUUAGUUUAAUCACUCAAGGCCUCUUAUUCUUCAAUAUGCAGUAAGAAUUAUACACAAUACAUUUUCAAUUAAGCUGAGAGUGGAAAGUUUUAAAACAUCCAGGUUAGAGUGAAACAGAAAAAUAAAACCAAUAACUGUUUGAAUUACUACUAUAACAGGAUGGAUAAAUGACCUUACCUAGCUCCUUAAUAGCCAGAUACCCUAUUGUAUCUGCCUUACAGAACAGGAACUACACAGUCGUUGUGAGCAAUGAUGAAGUCAUAAUAAUAAUACAACCCUCAAGCCCAACUAAGAGACAAUGGAACGCACACGGUGGAAAACGCCUACAGACACCCAGUAAGGUCAGAAAGAUGCGAGGACUGAGAACGGAACUGUUUUAGUAAGGAACGGUGAAGGUUAGGGCUGGUUCUCUCUAAAAAAUUAUCAACGGAAGCAACUGGAUGAGCUCAUGGGGAAAACUUAACAACAGAAAGGGACUCCGGCAAUUUAGGGAAGGCGGUAAAUGGCACUUUAGAAGCAAGGCAGGGAAAGAACUAGGAAGAGGUUGCAAACAGGAAGAAGAGCCCCCGCCCCUUCUUACAACGGAGACUGCAGCCCCGGAAUAGGAGCUGGAAAGAACCUGCAUGGAAGGCGACCUCACCUGCCCGCGUUCCCGCCCGGCUGACAAGGCGCCGGUACGCAAGUGCACACGCGGCAGCCAUUCCCUCCGCUCCUUCCCUUUUUCUUUGCCGCCCCAGCGGAACCGGAAAUACAGCGCCGUGUGGGGGACGGGGGACCGGAGCAGCGACGCAGCAGGGCCGUCGGGAAACAGAAGCCCAGGAGUCCAGGGAGCGCCCGUUGCCUAUUCCCGCGCGGAAUCCUUCGCCGUGAAGCCUUCCCACCCCUCACUCCCACGGAGGUUUCCGCGAUGGCGACGGCGGUGGUUCAGGAUUUUGUCUCUCGGCAGCUGGAGAUGCUAAAGGAGGAAAGGGAGGCCGAGAUUUCGGAAGCCAGGUAUCGCCGGCGGCUAGUGGACAGUUGCUUUCGUAGGGUUCCUAAGCAGUGUGACUUAUAUUCCCGAAGGGGAAAUAAAACUAUUUAAAGCGAAGUACGGGAUUUUAAAUUUAUAUUAAAAAAAGUUUCCUAGUUACUUCUGUAUGGUUUGGCAUAUCAUAUAUUGGUUUACAAAAAAUCCUGAAGAGACUUGCUAAGGAGCAAACCCCGCUGAAUACUGUGGAACUUUAUACUGAGGAAAUAUGUUUAUAGGGAAUUGCGCUGCCCGUGGGGCCUUUAUGCACACAAUCCGUCCAAAGCUUUUCCCGCCAUGCAGUCAGCUUCCCUGUGGCACUUCUGAGUUAAUCUCUCCCGAGACACAAGAUGCAGUUUUGUUUGCCUAUCUCUGCACACAUUCAGUGACCCUAACUAAGCACGACUGCAAAGGUUGCAGUCCUGCACUUAGGCAUUUCGAAGAAGCUCUCGCACACUGACCAAUUUAGGAUUUGCUUCUGAAUAAACAUGGGUAGGAUUGCUUGGUGAUGGGUGUCCAGGACUUUAGAGAAGGGGUGGGGGGGGUAAAGCACAGAGCCAAAUACAGUAGCAUUUCUUCAUGAGGUAGAAAGUAAUGGCUAUUCUGUUUGGCUAGCAGCGACCCGUAGUUUGAAAAGUUAAAUACAUUGAAGAUCUCAGGUGCUCAAAGAGCAUAAUAUAGGAGUACAAUAGAACCCACAUGAGCUACUUAGUUGAUCCUGGAGCUUGCAUCCCCCAAAAUCUAGUGCCUGUCAAGAGAACCGGGGUAGCGUACAUGGCUAAGAGAUUGAGCUAUUAAUCAGCAAGUCCACUGUUCUAGUCAUGUCUCUGCCAUGAAUUAACUAAAGAAUCAUAGAAUUGCAGAGUUGCAAGAGACCCCAAGGGUCAUCUAGUCCAACCCCCUACAGUGCAGGAAUCUCAAUUAAAGUAUCCAUGACAGAUGGCCAUCCAACCUCUAGUUAAAAACCUCCAAGGAAAGAAAGUCCCUUACCACCUUCUGAAGGAGUCUAUUCCUCUGUCAAACAGCUUUUACCAUCAAACAGCUCUUCCUGAUUUUUCUCCUAAUGGCCUUAAGGAAGCCAUGCUCUUAGCUCCCACCCCCAAUACAAGCCCAGGGGAGACAGGAGAUGGUCAUAGUCUUAUGUUGCAGGGCAAAGAUUACAACUAGAUUUUAUAAUUUAUGUUUAUAAUUUAUUUUCAUGAGCUGCUGUUGGGCCUACUGACUGGCAAUUGGUAGAAAGAUCUGAUCUGAAUUUAGUGGUGCUAGUAUUGUACCGUUGUACUGUAUUGUUUGUUUUAGUUAUUGCUCUAAAUGAAGUAAAAGUUGUUCUAAGAAUAACAUUUUACUGGGUUGUGUGCUGCUCUGGAUUUCUCUGAAGGGCAGUGUGUAAACAAUAAUACUAGUAAAGAUGCCAAUGCACAGAAGCAGCCUUUCGCUUACUCAGAUUGUGGUGCAUAUGACCUUAGAGCACCUUUCUAGAACCAAAACUAUCAAAGGUACAGAAUCCCUGUCUUGCGUCAAACCUGGCAAACCUUGGGCUUUGUACAUACUUAUCUGGGGGUAAGUCCCAUUGAACUUACUUCUGAGUAGGCUAGUAUGCACUGUUAGUAACCAGCAGCUAUUGUAAAUGGUUUCUGUUUCUCACAGUGAAAGUAUAUAGUUUAAGUGAUACCAUCCUGUUUCCUUAUAUCAUAGUAAAAGAAACUGAAGUUUUCAAACUUGUUCAACCAUGGGCUUAGUUGCUGAGUAUUAUUUUAUUGUUAUAAAGUAAAAUGGGCUCUCCUCCCUAAAGAUGAGUUAAAUGUCUUAACACUUAUUUAGGUGAGUAAUCCUUGUAGUACUUGUUGGAAGAUUUUCUAAAAUUACCUGAAAAAGUAUCGAAAUAAUCAGACUUUCAGGCUAAGGCCUGUAUCCAAAGAACCAUGCACUCAGUUCCUCACACCCAAGGGAACUCUAGAUUUGUUUCACAAACAGCAGCCAGAAGCAAAUUAUUAACUGAAAGUCUCUCAUUCCCUACAUUCCCUCCAGGGCCAAGGGGAAAGCAGGUUUGCACACCUCUGUUUAUUGCUCUGAAGUGAACUUUCAAAGAAGCUUUUCAUAUAGAGCAGAAUAGCCCUGAGAUAUAUUAAAGACUCUGCUGCCUGUCAAUAGCCCCUGAUAUCUCAAUGCUUCCUGUUGAUAAUUGAAUAUUUUCCUGCUUUGAGGCUACGCGCAGUUGCCCAUGGCUUGUCAGGCAGCCAGCGGAUGAUGGUAGAUCAGUUAGUGCAGGGUUGUUCAGUAAAUUACUUCUGGAUAAAUGUAAAUGUGGUAUCUCUUAUUUCUGGAGUCAUUCUUUUAUUCUACAUGUGCAUAGAAUCUGUUAAUCUUUGUACAGCUUGUAACUUCUGUGUUCCUUAAAUUUGGCACCUCUUUUUCCCCUGCAGAGUCUUUUGAUCCUUUGCAAAUGUUAAUUUAUAUUAUGCAAAUUACCAAGUGUCCAUUUCCUAGUUUUGAGGCUAAACUAAAAGAAAAAAAGGUGGGUGGAGAGAUGCCAAACGGUUCGGAUUGCUGUAAAACUACCCAAGCAAGAAUCUUAAUUUACCCAGGCCUAGCAUACAUGGACACUUUGUGACAAGGGGGGUCUGGGUAGUCUUGACACUUUCCACAUCCCUGAAUACACAGUAAGGCCCUUGUGUAGACACACAUCAACCUGAGGUAGCUUAGAAAGUAGUGGUACUAGGUUCCUCCAGGUACAGGUCAAAGCAUUAAUCUGUAAUCUCAAUGCCCCAGCAGACAUGAAUGCACACCUACAUUGUCCCAUAGUUUUAUAUUAUUAUCCUUCUUUGGAAGGGUGCCAAAAGAGAAGAAUUGUGCUGCAAAAAAAGAGGAAAGAGACUUGAAUAAGCUUUGCAUACACUAUUAUAUAUUUGCAAAUUUAGAAAUCAAUUAUGUAAUCUAAAUAGAAAUAUACUACAGUUCACGAAACAGUAGUAGGGAAGGUAGUGAACUGCGGACUUGCUCAAUCUGUUGCCCUGGUGCUAAUGGUUGAUGGGCUACUGCAAGACCCUGCUUUUUUUUCUUACAGUUUUAUAUCUUUAAAGUAGACUUGGACAGCCCUUCAAGUAGAGGACACUCUUUCCAAUAAAGGACUGUCCUGUGACAGCCCUUUACAUAGAGGACAGACCUCUGAAAAUAGGACACAUGGGCAUUCAAUCUAGGGAUGUUUCUUUGUUGUCUACCAGCAUUUCUCUUCACAUUCUUCAUGGGCAGAGAGUGGAAGAGGACCAGACCAGAUCUUAAUUCAUACCAUUCUCAAACUUCUGAAUCUAUAACAAUUUUAUGUGUUUUUCCAGGGCAUGGAAGGAAAGUUUCUCCUCAAAGAGCUGCAGCGCAAAGGUGUCUGCUUGCUGAAACUUGAAGUAGCCAGUCAAAGAACGGGGUUGUAUGGCCGUCUGCUUGUAACUUUACAACCUAGAAAGCAUAGCUCAGAGACGGAGCUGCCCUGCAAUAAUUUUGGUCCUGGUGAGUAAUCAGUUGUUGACUUCAAUAGAAAGCAGACAGAAAAGCUACGCCUCAGUGCAUGACAUCACAAGCUCUGUCUGUUCCAGCAGCAGGAGAACCAUCCUUACUUAUGAAAAUUAAACUGUGAAGCAGAUUGUUUUCUGGUCUUGUUUUAACACUAGCCUAUAUUGAAAAACCUACUUAUAUUAGGUCAAAUUUACUUGAUGAUUUCAGGUAGUUAGCAUUCAGCUCAAGAUUGAUGAAACCUAGUGCUGGAGGGUAUUUAGUUCUCCCAUUCACUCUCUGCCUAUGAUGAUAGGUGUCCAACAGUUUUGACAGGAGGAGCUGCCACAGAAGACUGGAUGGUGCUAGAUUGUGUGACAUUUGCAGUGAGGAGAGGCAAAGCAGAUCUUCGAUUAUAUGGCAGCUGGCCAGAAAUUCAUUAACUAAAACUCGGAUGAAUUCUGCUCUCUCUUCCGAGAUCACAUUCUGGCUCAAGUUUUUGAAUCUGAGGAAGUGGUGAUGGUCCUUUAAGGUUUACAGAUCUAAUUCCUCAAGAACAAUGUGAUUUGCCAGGGUAGUUCUCCAUUGAUUCUGUUAUAGAAUAUAAUUUUAAAUAGAUACCGUAUUUUUCGCCCUAUAGGACGCACUUUUUCCCCUCCAAAAAUGAAGGGGAAAUGUGUGUGCGUCCUAUGGGGCGAAUGCAGGCUUUCGCUGAAGCCUGGAGAGCGAGAGGGGUCGGUGCGCACCGACCCCUCUUGCUCUCCAGGCUUCAGGAAGCUAUCCCCCCAGCCCGGCAAGCUCCCAGAGCGAUGCCAAAGCUGUGCGCACCUUCGCCAUCGCUCUCCGGCCCGUUCUGGGGGCUGGGGUUGGGGGAAGCUCCGGCUUCCCCCGCCCCCAGCCCCGCAAGCUCCGAGAGCGAUGGCGAACGUGCGCGCACCUUCGCCAUCGCUCUCUGACCCCGUCUGGGGGCGGGGGGCGGGGGAACCUCGAGCUUCCCCCGCCCCAGCCCCGCACCUGGGGGGAAAAAAAUACCCCCCCUUUAUCCCCCCCCCCAAUCUAGGUGCGUCCUAUGGGCCGGUGCAUCCUAUAGGGCGAAAAAUACGGUACAUAAUUAUUUAAAGGGAGCAGACAUGUAGAAUGAUCAGAAACUGUGGCUUCAAAGUACUUCCCUCUCAUUAAUUAAUUUGUUUUUCAAUCCUGUAUGUGUUUACCUUGCAUUUGUUUUUUAAAAAGGAAAACCAGGCCCUAAAAUCUUUCUACAAAUUAACUUCAAAAACAAAAAGCUUCCUAAAAAGAAACCUCAUAGGUGCCUUUUAAAUCUGUCCUUUUGGUAUGGGAACUAAAAAAAGUUUACACUGCCUUUCUAAGGCAAACUGCAAAGUUGUGGUAGUAAAUUAAUAGUAUGUAGACUGUUAAUAGGACCAUUAACAUCUUUGUUGUUCACCAGAGUGCCUCACAGAUCACAGUUUCAAAAAUCAAUUCUUGAUACUCCUGACCUGGUAACCCAGCUACUUUUGUUUUAUUGAGAGUAGUCUAAGUCAUUACACCGCUAGUGUACAAUCAAGCAAAAUGGUUCAGCAGAGGCUCAUGCCUGAAGUUAUCUGAUGUUUGCAAUUAAUUUAGGCAGCAAUCCUGUUCCUACUUACCUAGGAAUAGCUGCACUGAAUUAUGUGGAACUUGCUCUGAGUAGACAAACGUACCCACUACCCCUGUUCCAUUCACCUUAUUUUCUCCUUCCUAUGCACUUUAUUAGCUCUUUCCUCCUCCCACUGUGUUGCGCUUCUCCCCUUGAAGCCAAGAUGACAGGGAAGCAGUGGGCAGUCACCUCUGAGGUUGUUGUUUCUGCACUUUGCUGCAGUAAUGGUGGCUCUUCCUUGCAUGCACCCUCUGUUUUCCUGUAUUAAAACAGGACUGGGUAUGGCUUGCUGCUUUGCAGUCUUAGAUAACCGAAAUCUAAGGCUGGAAAGGAAGAUAGCUCUUCUUUCAUCUUCCCAAAUGCAGCCUUGUUUAGGCUGUUUGGCACAAACUUGUGUUCUGGUGGCUCCAAGCUUCCGUUCCAAUAUGUACAGGUGAGGGAAGAGUCAAAUAGAAUGCCGCAGCACAUUGGGAGCAUUCUUUUUCUCUCUUUCACCCCAACCCUCAAAGGAGAGAGACAAGUAAGUAGCCAUGUUGGUCUGACGCAGUAGAAAUAUAUAAAAAAGAUUUUAAAAAAUUGUCCAGUAGCACCUUAGAGCAUAGCUGUCAACCGUCCUUUAUUUGGUGGGAAACUCCCUUAUCCCAGUGCCGUUUCCCACUGCUGUCCCGGAUUGAUGAUGUCCUGUAAAUUUCCUGGGUUUCAAAGGAAGCAGCUCCUCUCCCUCCCUCCCUGCUGGCCAGGGAGGAGGGAGGCUCCAACUGUGUUGCUUGGCUGCAUUGCUCACCCAAUAAGGAGUCUAAGAACGACUGGGGGGUGGAGCUUGCAUGCCUUGUGCCGAUCAAAUCAGCCGCGUUGCCUGUGGACUCGCCUUUGCUCAGUGCUUCCCAGCGGAGGGGUGACAGUGGUUUUCCUUGCUGCAUCCUCUUUGCCAGGUUGUUGCGCUGUGGGAACCACUGCUUGAGGCUUCGUUUGACUGCUGGUUUACUAAAAUCCCUUAUUUUGGCUGCUGAUCCCUUAUUUUCGAGGCUGCUGGUCCCUUAUUUUCAAAUCUGUAAGUUGACAGCUAUGCCUUAGAGACCAACUAAGUUUGUUCUUGGUAUGAGCUUUUGUGUGCAUGCACACUUCUUCAGAUACGUGAAGGAGAGAGAGACAGAUAGCCCAGACAUACUGGGCACAUGUUUCAAAUCUGAACCUGUGUUGAACAGCAUCCCAAGGGAAUCCUUUGGGGCUGUUUCUUUUGAGGAGGAGGAAAGGGGGGGAAAUAGGCAGGUUAGCUCUUUAAGGCUAGGAGGGAGAUUGGAGACUCACCUGGGGCCAAUUCUUUCUUGCCACAGGCAAUCAAGCAAAUGGUUAAUUGUAUACCAGAAUUAACUCCUCAGCUGUGCAUGAUAAUAGUAAUCGGGGAGCAGCAUGGCAUCGCAUCCUUGGCUAUUUUAAAACAAUAGACUAUUUGGAAGUGGAUUGCAUGGAGCUAGAGAAACAUGAACUUUGGAAAGCGCCCCCCCCCGCCCCAGACUUUGAGAAGCACAUAAUCUCCCUCUGCAUUGUUUCUGAAAGAGCACUUCAUUUCUGAAAUGCCAGCAUGGGCUACAGAAAUUGUCCGUUGGGUUCACAAUUGCUAGUGAGUGAUCAUUUUCAAUUAUGCAAAGCUGCAUUUCUCUCUUAAUGAAUAAAUAUUUCAGAAAGAUGAGGGAGGCAGACAGGAGAGUGGAAAAAGACAGAUGAAAAUGUGGUUUCCUGUAGUUGUAAUUGAGUGAUGUGAAUCUAAGAGAAGGUGACUUUCCGCCCUGCUCCUCAGGUACAAGCACAGUGGAUUGAUUUUGUUCUGGCAAUUUAAACUGGCAAUUCCUAUAACAAUUUAAGAUGCAUAACAAUCUUUAUUUAAUUCAUUGGUAUAAAAUGAGUUUCAUUGGUACUUGAAUUACUUACUGAAGCAGAAUGUAUUCUCAUUGCUGGAUACAAUCAAUAGGGGUUUGUUGAUUGGUUUUUGGAACUAAGUGGUGCUUGCAUGGCUAACACUUGCUAUAUUUUAGAAAUAUAAAUUUGUGAGUGUGUUUUAAAACUGAUAAUGUCUGUGCUGGGGGCUCUAUAUAUACUGUGUGAUUCUGGAGACUUACUAUUAACUAAGGGCAUCCUGGUACGCUGAUCUAAAUUCUGUGUGGGCCAAGACGAGAACUGGAUCAAGGCACUCAAAGAUCCUGGCUUCCUUGAGAUGUACAAAAGUCUGAUGGCAUGCCUACUUUCAGUGUUCAACUAAAGACCCAAUCUUCUCAGUGAUGUUGCUGGCAGGUCAACUACAAUGCCUGUCUUCAUACUGAGCAUAUCGGAUUGCACAACUUCUGCUUAUUAAUGCAAUAUGGCUAUUUAUCUUUUAAGAAUGUAUUGAAACAGUCAUUUCCUGUGUUAUUAAAACAGAAGUGAAUAAAGUUGGUACCUUAAAAAAGCGGGUACCAUUGGUGGAUCUGUAAUAGGAUUCCUCCUAGUCUGUGUUUUCCCAUCCAGUCCAUAUUACAGGCAACAACCAGCCAGUGUGGGAUGAACCUGCUGAAAUGAAAUAGCUGCGUGUUGAAUUUUCAACUCAGUGCCAAGUUCUGUGCUUUUUCUACUCUGGCUUCAAGGUGAAGCUUCACAGCUGAUUAGUCAGAAUCUUGGUGGACAUGUGGGAGGUGGAAAUCAAUCCUGGGGGGUGCAGGCAGCCAAUUGUGUGGAGCUGGAUGGGUGGAUAGCAGAGGGCUCCUGCAGUCAUUCCUAAGGACUGGAAUGUUUAUUAGUAGGGAGCUCAAUAUAGCCAUCACUCAGUGGAAUACUGCUUAUGUCCCAGGUUUAACCCCCCAGGUUAAAUAAAGCUAUGUCAGACAAUGGGAGAGACUGCUAGGAAAGAGCUGCUGCAAGUCACUGUAGACAAUGGUGGGUUUGAUGGGCAAAUAACCAAACCUGGUAUAGGGCUAUGUUGCCUGCUAUUCUGUAUCCUGAAUGUUCUUCUCUGUUUCAUCUGCAGGUGACAUUGUUGGACUUUAUGAAACAGCAGGCCAAGGUGAUCAGCUCUGCACAGGACUUGUCACCCGUAUAGCCCCCAAAUCAAUCACGAUUGCAGUUGAUGAGCCUCAAAGUAAUCUUGUGAGCUUGGACCAGGGGAACUCCUAUCGUCUGCUGAAACUUACCAACGAUGUCACAUACAAGAGGCUUAAAAGGUAAAGCUACUAAUAUAGGACAGGUCUUGUUUUAUUGUGUACCUGAAACGGAUAGUAAGCAUGCCUUUCUUUUCAAAAGUUGUAAAAAAUAAUGGAGAGAAGGUAUGUUGUUCUUCCACUCCCUCCCUUUUCCGUAUUAUCACGGAACAACAAAGUAUGUACAAGGGCUCCAAAUGCCAGAUUUGGUGAUGUAGGUACUCACUACUUAUAAGCAAAGUAGUGGGCUUCCUUAUCCAGUUUAGUACUAUGGGUUCAUAGAAUUAUAGAGUUGGAACGGAAGCAAUCCAGAGUGUCAUCUAAUCCAACCCACUACAAUGCAAGGGAGAGAGUAUGUUCAGCUUUUUCUCCCCUCCCCCACCAAAAAAACCCCUCUUCAAUCCAAAGACUGCAGAGAUAAACAACACCCAGCUCUUGAAGUUUACAGCAGAAGUUUAUUCAUGUUUGACAAUGUUGUCUGAGUUUUAAAGGAAUUGUUUUUAAGAUUCACUCCCUUUGUAUUAUUUUCUGUGGCAGGGCCUUAAACACACUUAAUCAAUAUCGCUCCGGGCCUGCAUCUGGUCUUAUCGACGUCCUCUUCGGUUCUUCUGAACCUAGUGAUGCCAGCAAUAUAAGUAAGAAUUUUUCCUUCUCUAUAUAGAAAGUGGAUAUCAUGCUGAAAAAUUCUGGAGACUGGAGAAGUCACUGUAGCACAUACUGUUCCAACUAUGAUGUACAAAUAUAUUUUGUUAGCAACUCCAAGAGUACUGCCUCGCCAAUCUAUUGUGUCAGUUGAGGAACAGUAUCACUGGAACAUCUGAUGCAGUGCUAAGUGCAUCUGGCACCAUUGUUCUCUGGCAUUGGCACUUCCUUACACGUGCAUCACAGUAGCACAAACAUUUGUUGUGCAAGGAGCUUGCAUCAGUACAAAAUAUUGUUGGAGAGUGUCUUCAUAGAUUUAGAAUCCUGAUGUCCUCAGCAGUCAGUGGAGCCAGACACCAAGUGGAGAGGCCACUCUUGUUCCACAUGUCUUUCCUAGUAUGAGGCAGCACCACUGAGGUUACUCGUGAGGUGGGGGGCAGGACGGGUUGUUGUCACCGUUUUAGAUUAAGGUGCAGUGGCAGGAGCUCAGUUCUUGCUGACUAGGCUGGUAAGUAUUACACUUGAAAGUAGAGGAACUUGCUUGUGUGGUUGUUCAGCAGCAACAGAAGAAUAGCGCAGUGUUUCCUAUUAACCAAUAUUCAAUAGGGAAUGUUUUUGUGGCUGUCUAACCAUCAUAUGCGUGGUUUCCCCUUUUUCUUGUUUCCAGUUUAACCCUUACUGAGUACAGCUGGGAGGUUACCCAGCUAUGAUUCCUUAAUGUAAAGUGUUGGUGAAAGCAGGAACAGUGCUAGGAGCACCCGCAGCUAUCACCUUCCUGUAGACUGAAGGCUGUGGGGGUACCAACUGCAUUUGGUUGAUGCACAAUUUCUGUGCAUCCAAACAUUAUUCCCCGGAGUUCUGAAUUAUAGUUUACCCUUGGAGUUUUGAGGAGUCCAUAAUGGACCCACAAACUCAACAGGGGUAUUAGAUGUUUUUCAAAAGGGCGUCUUUAGAAUGUGGUGGGCCCAGAAAUUAAUAGAGGACAGACAGACAAUGACAAUUUAUCAGAAUGGUUGCAAGAUCCCGUCAUGAGAUGCAACCCACCAGCAUUCAUGCUCUUGAGCACCGUACCAGUAUUCACAGUAGUGUCCCCCACUAGCUAGUCUUAAACCUUCCAGUUUCAGUUACUUAUCCCUGUUCUCUGUCACCCAGGAGUCACCUGGGCCAACAGACACAAGUUCUGAUGCCAAGAAAAACACCAUGGCUUACACAAUAUAACAGGUCUUAAGUUUCAGCUGCAUGUUACGGGUACUUUUACUUAUUGUGUGAACUGAACAGUCUAGUUGUUCUCAAGAAUAAUAUGUGGGACGAAAAGGUCACAGUCCUAUAAUAUCCUGUUUCUAGUGAACAAUACAGUACACGACUGCUUAUCUAAUUCAGCUACUGGAGAAAGGUGGCACAUACUUUCUGAUGCAGAUGUUUGCCAGAAGAUUAGUCAGUGUGUCAGGACCAAUCUGCAUGCUUGGAAGAAUCAUAUCAUAGAGCUCAAUUAUCCCAUUUCCAAAGCAGGUGGUAGCACACAUUUGCAUUCUCCUCCCCAUAAAAAGCUAUCUUCACACUGAAGACUAGCUCAGCAGGGGGACAGCUAGGCCUAGGCUAGCACCUGUGAAUCCUGUAUUAAUUAAUUAAAUGUAUAUCCUCUUCCAAAGGAGCCCAGGGUGGCAGACAACAAAACAAUAAAAAGCAUAUUGAACCAUUUCAAUGCAGAUGCAGGCUGGGAAAGAACUCCACAUAAAAAGGCUUUUUGGAAAAGGAAUAAUGAUAGCUGGUAACCACCAGAGGUCAGCAUUCUCCUAUGAGCAGCAUAUGCUUAAGCCACCUUGUAACUGCUCUUACUUUUCUUCUCAUCUUCUCUUGAAAUGUACUUAUUCCAUUUUUUAAAGGAAUCUGUAUGAAGGAUGUCUUUGUGCAGCUGUGUGAACGUUCUGGUGCUGCUAAGGAGGAUGUGAGAAGCUUGUUAGGUCUGCAUUGCUGUGCUGCUUCAAAGUGGCUUUCCCUUUGGUCAGCCCUGGCUGGUCCUGAGUCAUGGCACCUGACCAUUUUUCUGAGCUGCUGCUUAGUGGGUUUCCCAGAAUGCUUAUGUACUUAUAGUGCGCACACACUGUACUUCCUUUUAUUUUGGGAACAUUAUUCACCAUACUGCCUUCUGCCCAGUUGUCCACCGUGUGCUGCAGUGAGGAAUCCCCAUUGCUCCCUGCUGCUGUGACCAGCCAGUCAGUCUCACAUCACUAGAAGUAGCAGCAUACAGGAGCAUGGCCAGCCACUACUACCCACUAAGUGAGGCCAACCUGCACCAUGGGUCCAGCAAUGGCAUUGCUGCAGACCCAGAAGGAGACAUCUUGCUGUACCACCACCUGAGAUGCCAGUGAUCUAACUAGUUCAUUCUAAGGUAGCAGCAGCUGUGGUUAGUCAGAGUACCUGGCAGCUGCUGUAGACAAGCUUAGCGGGUUGUAUAACAGUGAAUGCUAGAUGUAACAACAUAGAAUGGGUUGUGAGCUUUCAGAGGCAGCUGGCUGGUAUGCGGUUCAGAAUGCUGGAUGGGGACUGGGCAAUUCUUACAGGGUCAGGGCAACAUUAUAAUAAAAGAUUCAAAAUCAGAAGAAGGCUGGAAGAAAUGGGACCUUAAGACAGUCUUUGAAUGGUCAGUGUAAAGUGUGCCUUCUGUAAAACUAAAAGGUGCAUCCUGAUGGGUCAUCCAAGUGGAUAUGCUAAAAACUGAAUGAAUUGGGGUACUUCCCUUUCCUGCUGUUUAGAAUGAGAAACCUCUUGGCAACCUAGUUUAGCAAAGGUGACGCUCAUUGCCCCUUCUGAUGUGCCAGCUCCUUGCAGAUACAGAGGAAUUAAAUUGUCAGUUCUGUGUCUUUUGCCAGCCUGAAAUUACAAAUGCCUGUUCCAUGUAGCAUUUGCCAAACUAACAAUGAGAACUCCUACUUGCCAACUGUUCCUCUUUCGUAAAAAAGAAAUCCAAAACACCCUCCUUUAUAUUUUACUUGAUUUCCUCUGGACCUCGGAGACCAAAUGUUCUUCUGCUGAUUACUGUAGCACUCUGACAUCAAACAAGCAGCAGGAUAGAGGCCAAAGCCAUCCUCUUUUAUCUUUUGCAGUUGAAAGGGUAAAGUUUAGAUAUUAAUUAUAUGAACUCCUGUAACAUUUGCUGUACAGAACAUUUUUAGCGUCUCAAGUCUGCUCUGAAAGUGUUCUCAUUGUGCUCAAGACAAAUGUACCUCUACUUUUGAAAUCUUGAUCUCAUUUAUCUUUUCACGGCUGGAUAGGAUAUUAUUUAGUAACCCUGUUUUGCAGAUGAGAAAAUGAGGCUGAUAGAUUGUAUGACUUGCUUACGGCCAUGGAAAAAGGGUUUCUGUCUAAGCACGAAUUUGAACAUGCCUCUUGCACUUACAAGCUCCUUUGCAAUCAUUGCCAUGGUGCAUAUUUCCCUUUCUUGCUUCCCACUUUUGUAGGAUGCUAUUAAUGCUAUUAAUCAUUCUAAGAAGCCCUGUCAUACCUACUUAAGCAGUGCUGGUGUUUGGCCUUCUAGCAAGGAAGGUGUUUUGUUUUUUUUUAACAAAAGCAAAAAACCAAGAACUUCUUAGUGAGAUUAUGAUGGUGGGAUUUUUGUAAAUGUACUGCCUCUUUAAAAUACAUCCUGGCACAACACACUGACUUUCUAUUCCAACACAGAUUUAGAUAAUGAUGCAGAAUGUCUCUGAAAUAGAGUUUGAAGACUGGGAAUAUUUGCAGCUAAACAUAGUCUGUCUUAAAGGCAGCCAGGACUCAGUAUGGGCUCACACUAGGGAUCCUGACUCCUCUGAGUAUUAAUUUGGAUGUUUCCUUUGUUGCAAAGGUUAUUCUUGCUAUCAAAUCUGCUUCCAGGAGCAGCCUCUUAUUUGCAUUGUUGCGCUUGCUUUCUUUUGCAAAUGUUCUUUGCGGGACUGAGAACUGAACAAAUGCUCCUCCUGCUGCUUCUCGCAGAGCUGUUGAAGUACUACAAUGAAUCACUGGAUGCCUCUCAGAAGGAGGCUGUUUGCUUCUCACUGGGACAGAAAGAGCUUGCCAUCAUCCAUGGACCACCUGGAACAGGCAAAACGACUACGGUGGUGGAGAUAAUACUUCAAGCUGUUCAGCAAGGCUUGAAAGUGAGUGAGUGGGUAUGGAUUCUAAGGGAGCUGCUUGAUGGCAGAACAUAGUGAUGGCCGCCUAAUCCUGGACAGUUUUGUAUGAUCUGGCAGCAACUGUCCAGGGGUUUGAUGUCCCCAAAGGGUGGGGAACAUAGCUGAGUCUCACCAUUUCCAUUACUUCAUCCCAGCCAUUCUGCAUUUUACGACAUGUUUCUGUGUCCCUUUGAAUGCUAUGGGAACUGGGUUGAUAGCAGGAAGAGGGAGCAUCACUUUAUUAGCAGAGUAUGUAAGAAUUUUUACAUCUUGUAUUUGUCCCCAUGACAGUGUGGCCCUCUUGUGCCCUAGUUAUAGGUUGGGGAGUGACUUGGGAUAGGUUGCAAGACUCCUCCAAGAUUACAGUAGAUGGUGUUGGCUGGGGUGAAGCUGCUGUUUGAACCCAUUUGUCCAUACUACCGAAGCACCUCUAACCAUUUAUUUGAGGUUCUCCAUCCUCCCUACUGACCGUGUAUUUUUUCCUGAAGCAAAACUGGGAGAGAUCAUAAGAAGGUAGUAAAAUUACAUGUCAGAUCCUGAGGCCUGGGUUUGACUCUGGAAUAAUGAGAAACAUCAUCAUUAUUAUUAUUUUGAAAUGUGGCUCUUCCCCUGGCACUUAUAAAAGGAUCUCCUUUCCCUUUUAUUUUGAAGCUGUUUCUUCACUCUUCUAAUCACAUUUUUUGCAUAUCUUUUUGGCCGUUUUGGUGAAACAAAUAAAUGUUUUUAAAAAUGUGCUCCUCUCCUAGGUCUUGUGCUGUGCUCCAUCUAACAUUGCAGUUGACAACUUGGUAGAAAGACUCGCUGGCUGUAAAGAGCGGAUCCUGCGCCUUGGUCACCCGGCUCGUCUCUUGGAGUCCAUACAGUGCCAUUCACUUGAUGCAGUCUUGGCACGUGGGGAUAAUGCCCAGAUUGUAGCAGAUAUCAGGAAAGAUAUUGAUCAAGCAUUUGUGAGUUUUGCGUUCUAUUUUCCACAAUCUUUUUUUUAAUGGAUAAGUAUUCUUCAGAAUAUGUUUCUGAAAAGUGCAGAAUGUAUACUUCUGAGAAGGUAUAAGUGCAAUACAGUCUGAUGCAGGCAUGGCCAAACUUGGACCUCCAGAUGUUUUGGGACUGCAACUCCCAUCAUCCCUAGCUAGCAGGACCAGUGGUCAGGGAUGAUGGGAAUUGUAGUCCCAAAACAGCUGGAGGGCCAAGUUUGGCCAUGCCUGGUCUGAUGUAUGAAAUAUUCAGAAUCAUGGGAUUGCUUUUUGUUUUUCAAAGAAGCAAGCACCUAGCCCUCAUUGUUGUGGAGGGCAAUUCUGGCAUGUGUGUAGGCAGUGUAAAGUUGGAGGGUCAAAAUCAGGCUUAUUUAUUUAUUUAUUUACUAAUUUUAUUUGUAAAAUCUACAAACAGGAAUAAUAGCAUAAUACACAUAGCCCUGAAACACCAAAGCAGAUUUAACCAAGGCCCAACUUAGGCUGAAUGAGGGCCAAUAAAUGUGCAUUUUCCUAUUAUCUCAUCCAGGUACUGAUUCAGAAGAUAUGAGUCUAUGUCUUAGGUCUAUGUCUAGAAAAAAUGUGAUCUGUGAAGUAGCUAUAUAUAAUCAGAACUAUCUUUUUCAUGACAAGUGUGUAACUGGUAGUAUAUAUGACUGCUGGACUCAGCAGAACAGCGAAAUACUUAAGGAGAGAUUAAAAAGCAUAACCUCUUCCUUACUGGAGCUUAGUAUUGCUAGCACUGGCCCCUUUUAGCUCUGGCCUAUCCUUUUAGGUCAAGGCUGAGUCAUUGGAUGAACAAAAUAAAUGACAUCUGCUUUCAUGGACCCCCCCCCCCCAUUGAAGCUCAUUGGGGCUGAAUGGGGUAGUGAUUUCUGAAUUCUCAAUAUUUCUUUUUCCUGAUCACCACCCAAGUAGAGAAUGCAAUGCACCCAUAGCAUUACCACUUAAAAGUAUUGGAAGAAAAUUCAUUAAAAGUCUUGGUAGCUCAAUUUGUUACAUGGUCCACCCUGCCCGUCGCAGCAUAGUUUUAGAGUUCUCUGUCAUCCUCUUUAUUUAAUUUCCUGCUUUAAACUUAAUUUAAAAUGUGGCACUAAUUUAAUUGGGAUAUCAUUUAUUAUUACAAAUUAUUGCAUUUCUUUCCCAGUGACAUUGUACAAAAUGGCUUCAUAAUUAAAUUAAAUGCACUAUGCUGGGAAUUUGUCCACUAUCACGUAGAGGCAUACCUGUAAUGGGUUUCAGGACUUGGCACACACUUUUGCCUGCCCUGUCCCCUUUUAAGCCCCUUCAGUCUCUGGGAAAUGAUGCAGUAAUGAUCUUUAUUUGUCUUGUUUGCUCCUUAAUACCUUUGCUUCUUUAGCACCCUCAAAAUAAUAAUAAUAAUAAUAAUAAUAAUAAUAAUAGUAAUAAUAAUUUAUACCUCGCCCAUCUGGCUGGGCUUCCCCAGCCACUCUGGGCAGCUUCCAACAAAGCAUUAAAAUACAGUAGUUUGUUAAACAUUAAAAGCUUCCCUAAAAGCAUUUUUACUAGUUAUAAUUAGUAUUAUUCUCAUUUAUUUACACGGUGCUUUAUAACCUUUAUUGUGCAAAUUGUCACAACAUGCACACAUAGGCAGGUGGCUGUUCCUCAUAUUAUGGAUGACAAGCUGCGGCUGAGAGAUGGAACUGGAAGUUUAACCCAGGUCACCCAGAUUUAUGUACACUUUGCUGUAAAUAAGCUUUCUUAGUGAUACCUUCUAGAUCUCUUUCCAUCCAGUCCCUGGUUAGCAGCUGACUUUGCUGGAGAGCCACUCAGAGUAUUGGGAUGGAGGGUCCCAGGCCUGAGAUGCUGUUUGCUCUACCUGUUCCUCUGUCACUAUUAUCCUUUAAAGAUAUAUUUACAGACCUGACAGUGGCAAUCUAGAACAGAGUUUGGCUGGGUGGGGGGAUUUCCUGCGUGGUGCUGGCAUUGCAGAGGGAUGAAGUUGGAGCAGGGGAUGAAAUAAAUGCAGUGCUUGUUUUUAUUUGGAAUUGAUAGAAGUGCGGUGGGUGCCAGAACAACAUGUUUUCCAUGGGUAGCAAAAAAACACCGACUGGAUGCAUAGAUUAAUUGAAUCAUAUGCAGGUGUGAAUGCUAACUAGACAGAGUCCAUCCUGUGAAGUCAAAUCUCGCCCCUCUCUUUUUCUUUUGUAUAUCAAGAAAUAAGGCAAGGAACAUAUGCUCAGUUUUGACUUACCAAACCAAAUGCAGGCUGCUGGUCACACUACGUUCUCCAAUAGUCCAUGGCUGCAAGAGGUUUAGAGGUCUACAUACCUCAAGGUUAUUUACUGAGGUGGGGGGGGGGAGGUUGGUGUUACAAAAAGUAGCCUCUUGGCCAUCAGUAUCUAGGUACAUAAAUGCUGCCUUCACUUUCUCCACUGCUCUGUAGGAGAGCUGCCUGUUUGUGAAUUAUGUUUGCCUCGUCGAAACUAAAAAAACAACAACACCUAACAGGCAAACUGAGAUGAGAAUGUUUUCUGGCGUGUUCAGAGAUGAGAGCUAUCCAUUGUGUUCUCUGGAGCAGUGGUGUUCUGAUGUACAAUCUUCCCUUAAACUACAGCGGCCGACUAUUUAAACUAGAGGAUAACAGACAACUCCGCUGUUAACUGCAGUUUAUUUGUGUAAUACUCCACACUGCACCGAGAGCCAGAGUGGUAUACUAGGAGGAGGAAGACACCAGCAUCCAUGAGGGUCACUGGUGACCUUGAGUCAUUCACUCUCGACUGUGCCUAUUUCACACAGCCGUUGUGAGGAUAUAAUUGUGGUGCCGGGGCUGUACACCUCUCAUGGGAAGGUUAGGGUAUAAUAGUCAUCAACCUCUCUCAAUAAUGAAGUCUCAGUGCCCUCAUACUGAUCAGAACGGAACCAAAAUGGACCCACUGAGAGACAAGAGGGAGGUAUCAGCAUGCUUGUGGGAGGGGGAAUCCCAAGUUUUGGAGAAGUUCAAUUUAAAAAACUACCGCAACCACCAAAAUCCUAAUGAGGGCUCAGUAUGUUCAGUGGACACCAGGCAUUGCAGAAUGUUGUGUCAGUUGGAAGAGAAAACUAAAGCAGUAGAAUGAAUUAGCUUUUUUAGUCCCUAACAUCUUAUGAUAUCCUGGAGGAAGGUACACUGGACAAGAACACCCCUGUUAGGAGAUGAAUAUAUACUGCAACAUCUCGUUGCAGUUUCCACUUGUACUGUAAUAAUAUGCAGGGAGCUAAAUGUUCUCCUUUAGUGAAAGCUACAGAGUUUGCCUCUUUCAGCAUUUUCAGAUUUCUCUUUAUAAUAAGCUUUAAUUGCUGGAGCAAUGAAACAGCUCAGAAGUUGUUCCCUAUUUGGGAGGAAUCCAGGAGAGUGUAAUUGUUUUGAGAGAUUAGUCCCCUCCCAAAGCAAAUUGCAAUGAAAAGUAGCUUGCCUAUCUCUCCAGUGUCUCCACAGCCAGCAAUCAUGGAAAGGGUUCAGCAACUUUAUGGGUUUUGUAUAUUGCAGUUGCUUUACUUUUUACUUUCUUACUUUAUUUCAUUAUUUCUUAUUUUAUUUUGUUGUGUCCCAAGAAAAGAAAAUAUCCAGAAUAGGUAAGAUUAUUAUUAUUUUUUGGAUCAUCUCCUAGCACAGGAGUAUGAAAGACUUUCUAUUAUAUGGGAUAUUUCUUGAUUUCUAAACGUGCCCCCCCCCCCCCGGGUUUGGUGCCUUAAGACUUUUUAGGCAUGUUUGAUAUAGCAUUUUGAAGGAGGCAACAAAUGAGACACGCAGGCAAUAGCAUAGGCUGAAAGACUCAUUUAACACCACCCAGUGACCUCCGUGGCUGGGCAGGAGAGUGAACCUGGGCCUUCUAUAUCCAGCCCCAGCUUUCUAGCCACUUUAUUGCGCUGGCCCAGAAGGGUAGCAGUAUCACAGUAAUAAAGGCUAGCAAUUUUAUUAUUAUGUCACAAGAUUAUUUGUGAGGACUUGAGACAAAGCCAGUGGGGAAGGGGCAACUUGUAUUAAUUCAGAAGAUUUCAUAUUCUUACAUACUUAAGUCUGGAAUAUCUUGUAGUUUUAAAAAUCCUGCACCCAUAGUUGCCCCUUUUGAACAAGAACUGAUAUUAAUGCUGCAAUCCUAAAUUAAAUUAGCUGGGAGCAAGUUUCAUUCAGCUGAAUGAAACUUCUGAGUUGGUAUGUAUAUGAUUUUAAUUGUAAGGCCAUUAUAUAUAUUUGCAGUUUAAUACUACAAAAGAUGAAGUUGUUUCUAGAUAUUUGUUUAUGUUUUAUUUACCCCCUUUGAUCCUUUCCAGGACUAGAAACUUUGUGUUUAAUAAAAGAUGUGAUUCAGGCCAUUUUGACAGCAAUCUCUUGGCCGCAGAGUGCAUGUUGUACAUUCCUGCACUAAGCAUGAAGUUGAUUAUUAGUUCACACCAUGCCCGUGGAGAACUCUGGUGGCUGGCUGGUGGUGAGCACAAGGUUUCUUGGUUUGGAGCCUAAUUUCUCCAUGAGCAGAAGAAGAGCUGCGCUAGUACCACCACCCCCAACUUUCAUGGGGCCAUCCAGUCCCCAGAAAAGGGGGUAUAGGAUGUUCAGCAAAUAAUGCAGGAAGGGAGGGCAAAAUAAAUUAAUUUUCAGAGGAGGACAAGGGUGACUUGCCAUUUAUAAGAGUAGUCAGCAGAGGGUUUUCACCUUCUUUUCUUUCAACCAAAAUGGCUUUACUUCAGUGGCAGAACUUCAUUGGCAACCUGGCGACAUUCCCAUGUCCCACAGAGUGGCCCAAUGGGAGCACUGCCAUAUCAUGGCAGCAUUGUCCCCAGUGGCAUUGCUGGCGGGGGGGAAAGAAGAUUGUUCCCCAACUGGCCACUGCGGGGAGCAGCUACCUGUGCCCCAGCCAUGCCUUGGGGAGUGGUGACAUUACAUCGUGACAUCAUUGGGCCAUUUCUGCAAGACAUUGGAACGCCACCAGGAUGCGGGUGGUAGUUGAGACUAAGUGGUGGUGUUGUUGAAGAAAAGAAAGCAGAGAACCUACUGCUGCCAUCUCUUAUAAAUGGUAAGUCUCUCAUGCGCCUCUGAAAAUGAAUUGAUUGUGCCCAUCUAUGCUGAAAAUUAUAUAUCUCAUCUCCCAGACAAAUGCUGUAGGGGUUACCUCAUGGUUAUCUAUAUCAACAGGAGUUUAGGUAGGUUGCCUAGUUCACCUCAUACAUUUGGUGCCUGCUCAGAGUUAGAAAGGUGUCCCUCUUCGAACUGAGGUUUUCAUCCAGUGCAAGCUAGACGGCAUAAUGGGGUUGCCUUGAGAUGAAGGCAUGCCAAACAAAGCUAAGAUGAGGAGAAAUAUAGAAACUUUGCCUCCAUCUUACUUUGCUGCCAAUUUACACCUGUGACUUUGAAUAUGCAGCUGAGCCAAAUCAUGAGAUUAUUUAUAUUGUGAGAGAUUUAUUGGUGUUGGGAAGUCUUGUAUUGUACAAUAUGCUGCUUAGAUGUGACAAACCACAUUAGGAUGACCACAUGGGUAACAACAAAAUAAUGCUACCUACUGGUCACAUUGUGUGUAAUGUUUUGUUUGAAAAGACAUGCACAAUUAGAAAGUGUUGCAGGUGCUGAAAGUUGCAGUGUAUUUUAAUUAGUAUGUCCUCAGCUUGCAAAAUCUGGAGCAAAGGGGUGUUUGAGACUUCUGUUAGAAUAGUAGUUAUCACUAACCAAUUAAAUAAACCCUAGGGCUUGUCUGCAUAUUUUCAGGGAUUAAUGAAUCCCAGCUGGAUCCUCACAUAGAUGAAAAGCUUUGUUAUGUUGGGGAAGGGGAAUUAUUGAUGCUACUACCAGGAAAAAAAAGCAUCAUUCAUCAACAGUACCUCCAUUAAAUAAUCCAUAUUGAAUUCACCACCCCAAUAUACUAUCAACAAACUAUAUUUCCCUUUCUCAUGUUGAUUUACAUUUUGUCAGUAUAGGCAUAAGGGCUGAAAAGAGAGCAGCUUGAUGUUGAAUUGUAGUAUGCUGCAUUUUAAUGAGGAAGAUUUUGUUUCAUUAACUAUUAUCUUAGCUGCUAAACGUUGUGUACAGUGAUACACUGGGCCAUAAGCUACAUUGUAGUAUGGGGAAAUUGUUUCCCUCCUCUUCUUCUUCCCCUUUAUACAGGUGAAAAGCAGAAAAGCCCAAGACAAAGGAGAAAGGAGCCAUUUUCUAAAUGAGAUUAAAACACUGAGAAAAGAACUGAAAGAGCGAGAGGAAACUGCUAUGACUGAAAUACUGACGAAAGCUAAUGUUAUUCUGGCAACAAACACAGGUUAGAGGAACUUUCCUGGUUUGCUUGGGUGGGUUUUUUUGCCUUGAAGAAUAGCUAAAUCAGAUUAUUGGCAGCUACAGAUUUAGGCUGCUCUACACUCCACUGCAUUCUUGUGCUUUAUCAUGUACUCCAAAGAUUGCCCAGUGCAUCUUUGAAUUGAUUCUCAACCCAAUAUGUGUAAAGGUAUGUUCAGUAUACAGAAUUGCGUCUUGCUAGAUGAUUUGCCUUUUUCUUCUGUGCAGUUCUGCUUUGCAGUUGGAUGGUUUGUAUAACUAAUCAAUGCUGUGCGCACAUGUACUGCACACACAACUCUGCCAUUCAUGUUUUACAGAACAUCUUUUACUUAAUGCCGGCUAAUGAGGUAAGGGAACAUGCAUUAUUUAUAUAACUAAUCAAGCCUUUGGAGCUGAGAAAGCCGUGAAUUGUGUUUUAAAGUAUGUACUUAAUGUGGCUUCUUGGAUCAGGGACCAGACAAAUUGCUCCUGUUGGCGAUCCCCAUGGUAUAUUUACCAGGGAAGCUUCCAAAUAACCCGAGUGAAAAAGAUUGCAUAUUAAAUGUUACAAACAUGUGCAAAGAUUAUUUAUGAGUACAACACAAGUGCCAUAUUAAAAUCAAUUUGUUGUUUAAAAUAAUGUUUCCCUUUUGAUUGGAAGGCUGAAAUAGUACUUUAAAUCUCUCACCACUGAGUGUUCUAGACAAGCAGAAUACUAGAGUGUAUUCAAACCUAGCACACCUGGAAGAAGGCUAGGCUAGUAUCUUCCUCCCUGACGUCUAGUUGUGCCAGGAAGGUGUGUGGGUUUGUUCAUUUCUAAAUGCAGGAGUGUUUAGUCAUUUGAUUAUCCCUUCUGAAAUCCAAGUGGCAUAAUCUAGGAAUAGAUCUGCAUUGCCAUCUACUCUUUGGGUGAGUUAGGUCUCCUAAUAUUGGCCAUCUUAGGGUGUAUUGGACUUUGGCAAUUUUUUUCCAAUUUACUAUUUGAAAGAAGAUACUACAAAUAUGAUCCCUUGGAGGCUGUUGCUUCAAGAGCAAGAGUUGUCAGCUAAACUUGAGACAUUUAUCAGGGCAAGGAUGAAUGGGGUCACACUCAGGGCUUGGCAAGUGUACUGCUCAGGUUUUUUGUGCCCAAGGAGAGGGCACAUUGCCUACACAGCAGAAGCAGUAGCCAAGGGUGUUGGGAUCAUGCCAAGCUUAUCAAAGGGGCAUAUUUGGGCUCAGGGCUCCCUGCAGUCAGAGGUACUAACAUUUACGCAUAUUUGAGCACAACAUCCCUUCUUUCAGAGAUGAAUCAGCCUGUUCCUUUUAAAAGCCACCUAGUGUUUCCAAAACUUCUCCCACUACACCCACUCACACAGACAUACAAGCACCUGGCAAGCAUUCCUUCUGCCUCACCUGCAGGGAUGGAUGAACUUUUCCACAGAAAUAGCCAAUAGUGCUUGUUCAUUAGGAGAAGUGUUUUGGUAAACAGGAAAUUGGACUGUCAGAUGGAUCCUCUGUUGCCUGUCACAGCACACUGCUGAGGACAACAUAAUGUGAAGGCUUGUGAUACUUUGAAAAGAUGCAGGUAUCCAGCAUGUCAAGGCCAACACGUCUUUCCUCCACUUUUUGCUAUGGUGCAUAACUUUAACAUUUUCUCUUGUUAACUAGGAGCCUCUUCUGAUGGUCCUCUGAAGCUACUUCCUGAGAACCACUUUGAUCUGGUGGUAAUUGAUGAAUGUGCCCAGGCAUUUGAAGCAAGCUGCUGGAUACCUCUGCUGAAGGCCAGGAAGUGUGUCCUGGCUGGAGAUCACAAGCAGCUGCCUCCCACAAUCAUCUCUCACAAGUAAGGAACAUUUCCCAAAAUUGGGCCAUUAAUUAUUUGGAGCAUUGGGGAAAACGUUCACCUGGGGUUGAGGGGAAGUGUUUCAGUUUGGACAUCAUUACCUGUGUUUAUCUGUGCAGCAGGUAGGGCUGUUAAUAGCUGGGCCAACCUACCCGGUCGUUAUUUAAGGACAUUGGUACCAAUAGAUCAACAGAAAAACAUUUUUAAGCAGGAGUGGUUAGAACCAUGGACUCUGAUCACAAAGGUAGAUUUUUUUCCUAUCAGUCAUAAUAGACAUACUUUGCUGUUACACCUGAAAGGAUAAUAAUAAUUUGUCCUCAUUGACAGCUGCGCCUUCUGAUUAGAAGGAGGCAAGUAUUUGGUAGCCUUCUCUGUGGGUGUGUAAUUCUGCAGCGUGAUAAUACCCAAUACAGAGAUUUAGCAGAAUUCCCGCAUCUCAGAGAAGGUUGCCUGCUGAGGAUGAGUGUGUUGGGCUCACAGGAACCGUUAACUGUUGAAUUAAUUAAUUUCUCCCUCCUCAAAAUUUGAAAAUUACAGGUGUAGAGGAAUGACCAAGAGCACUGGAAGCUUAGGCAGGGAGGGCCUAGGGAAGUAGCUUGCAUAAAACCUGUUUUGAGAAAGAGUGAACUGGCCAGGAUUCCGAAUAAGCUGGCCCCAUCACCCAAAUGGUGAGCUGCUAGUUUCCAUGCACUGUAGCAGGAAGAUACAGUAUUGACAGAUCACUACAUUUUUUGAGAUCCUCUUCAUAUAUUAUUCAUAUAUAUCAAAAUUUUGGGUUUUGAGUUUUCAUAUAGGGCUCUGUGUGUGCGUGCCUGGUUUGCUUGAGUUUUUCUGUUAGGAAUUACUGCUGUGCUAGAAAAAAAUUACAUCUUAUUUAUGGACCUGCUCCCUGAGAGGCAUUAAGCCACUAACAGGAAUGUAUUUCUUCUCUGCUUUUUACUUUCUACUCCCAGUAGGAAAUUAGCAUGCAAGAAGCCUAUAAAUUGUGCAUUGUUGUGUGUGCUGCUCUUACUAUGUAAAUCUUUAGUCAGUUUUUUUAUGCACAUGAAUUUUAUGGAUCUCAUAUCUGUAAUAUAAUUCAACCUUUUAGGUACAGGCAUUAAUUAUGAUAUCCUGGUAUGUAUAGAAAACCUUUGCAGUGAUGGUAGUUUAAAAGCAUUUUUUUGUAUCUGUUGUAUCUGUGAGCAGCUGUCCCAAAUGAAACCAGGGUUCUCUUGUGCACUUAGAAGGGCCUGGACUAGACAAAAAAAUACUAUGCCUUCUGACAAGUUGAAAGAUGCUGUGUUAUAGACUAGAUGAUCUUUUUCUAUAGAAACUAAUACUGGAGACAUAUGUCUGAAGAUCGUUCCUUGCAGAGCAUCAUUUUGACUAGCCCCUUAACCUUUCCCUACCCCAUCACUUAUGUAGUGAUUUCACUGCAAAAUCAGCAUAACACCUGUGUAGAACCUGAGCAGUCCAUUGAAUUAUAGGAAAGAUGUUCAGUGGUAGAAUGGAGAGAUCAGAACUUUGACACCCAGGAAUUGUUGGGGCCUUUUGACUGAAUGUACACACACAUUAUGUCAAAUAAAUAAUGGUGUAGACUGAAACAAAACAAAAACAUAUCAGGAUGAGGGAGAAACCAGUGCUCAUAGUGGGGAAAAUGUAUGCAAUCCUUUUGAAGAAAUGAGCUCCAUCUCCGAUGGGAACCUUGUCAUCUUUGUUGAACCUUGAAACCUUGAAUCCUAAUAGGCCUUUCUUCCCCUGAAAUCUUCCUCCAGCCACUUCUCCAGAUUGCUUGGAUUCGAUCCAGUUGGUUCCCUCCUGGGGCUGUUUUAUCAUGCUGACUUUUUGACCAGUCCCCUACCAAUUUGCGUUACUUGGGUGUAGCAAAGUAAUUCUGCAGUGGCAAAAAGAAGGGAGAUCAAGGUAGCAGAAAGGAAGUGUGUUCUGCAGUACCUGGGAGAGUAAAACAGAAGUUGGUGACAGUGGCCUGGUAUGUACAUUUGAGCACCUAAAUGACCAGGCAUGCAUGUUGAGGACCCAAGCCAUGCCCUGUAGCUGAAUGCUCAUAGGAAUUUUAGAGCACUGGCUAGGAGCCACACACUGUGUGCUCCAGAUGCACACACUGCCUUCUCUGCUAAGAACUUGGAGGGGGAAUGAAGAUCCUUGGACAUCUGGUAUGAUAUGGAAUGUCAGAUUUUGGUUCCUUGAACCAGGAGUCAAAUCCCUGGCCUCAGAGUCAGGCCUCUGUUCUUCUCUGUGGCCUGCAGGGUGCUUUUCCUUGAACUGGGCCAACUAUUUAUUUGGAAGAGGCAGAGGCAGUUUUGCUGUCUUCUGUCUGUAGAGGGCACCUCCGCCUCUGAGUCCUGGUUGACAGUGUUUCCAGGAAAUGGGACAUGGUAUCAGUGGUUUUUGCUGUGUGCAUGCUGUCAACGUGUGACAGUUGCACAAUGGUCUCUGACCAGAAGGAAGGCCUGUCUCAGUUCUGAGGAGAACAGCUCUCCAGAAUGGGGGGCUCUGCAGUGAGGAGCUUUUUUCUUCCAUCUUUUCAUUCUUUUCCUUUUUAUUCUUCCUGUGGAGGUAUUGUCACAGAUCCUGUUUAUUUAAAAUAUUUGGACAGAAAUGAAAAAGCCAGGAGUCCCUGUGGUAGCAAUUAUGAAACCGCAGUACAUGUCAUUUGUGCAAAUUGUUGUGGAUUGCAAACUCAAGAGUUAAUUCCAGAGUGUGCAGCUGCCACAACUGAUGUCUAAAAAGUCUAGUUUGCAAUUGGCACCCCAGGAAUCUGUGUGUACUCAUAUGUGCACUGCAUGUGCAAGGUAUAGUCACUCAGACAUUCCCAUUGGGUUUGCUUAGAAUUUAUUUCUCUCAAGCCUAGUGUUGAUAUGGAGUUUCUAUAUGAGAAAUGGACAGGGACCUUACAACAUGUGUAUGCUUGCUAAAAACGAACUUGCUGAUUAACAUCCUAGACAAAAGUACUUCUUCAUGUAAAGCAUAAUUACCUUAAUGGAAUUCACUGUGACAAAUGUGGCGUGGCCAGUCUCACAAAUGGUUUUAAAGGAGAAUGGGUCAAAUUAAUUGAGGAACAGGGUCUUCCAAUAGCUGUUAGUUUAGUGAACCUCCCAAGUUGCUUUGGGUGUGGGGAGAGGGCAAAAACAGGGAAGAGGUAUCACUUAUCUAUCCUGGUUGUGAGUUUUCUGGAAGAAUACAGCUGGCAACUAUGGGGAACAGAACACAGGAGUAGAUGGACCAUUUUUUAAAAUUGUGUCUCUGGAGAAGAGGGUAGCCAGCAUAGUGUUCUGAACUAUAAUUCCUAUCAUCCCUGACCAAGUUGACUGGGGUUGAUGGGGGUUGUAGUCUGAAAUAUCUGGAGGGCACCAUGUUGGCUACCCCUACCCUGGAGCAACAGUCACAUGCUUUGAAAAGGAAAUGUUUUUAAAUGCAAUGUGGAAACUGCCACAAAAAGCAGUGUGGAGUGCUGCUGUCAGGAUUCUACUCCAUUGCAUCUCAGUUUUUCUAUAUCCCCCCCCCCCCCAAAAAAUAAAAAAAAUCAGCAUUUAGUGUCUGUUGAGCAUUCUUGGUCAUCACUGGGCUGUUUUUCCCAUUAUGAUUUGUUAUACUUCUAUGAAUCUUGGGAUUUCCCCAACCAUGCUAAUACCUCCCUCCUCCUAGGCUGGAAUAGAUGAGCCUAAUGGUCUGUCUCUGUAUAUGGCAGCUUCCAAUGUUGGCAAUUCCGAAUAAAUGCUUUCCAGACGCUUAGCUGGUGAAAACUAACAAAAAGUGUCAGGUGCAGUGGAUUAAUGAAACAAUCUGAGUUCAAAUAUUUUAGCCUAGCUAUAACUAAUAUGUAAGACAGUGUCUCAGUUUAAGAAUGAGAUUAACAGGUAAGAAAGAUUCUAGCCCUCAUGUUUUGGGAAGAAGGGCUUGACAAUUGUGUGCCAUGUUGUUGAAAUCUCAGAAAGUAAAGGGUGUAUGAUACAGUGGGGAGUGGUGCUUCUUUGGUUUCUACUAAACACCAGGAAGAAUACCAUUACCAAGAGUAUCAAAAGCCGCUGAGAGGUUGAGGAGAAUUAACAGGGACACAUUUCCCUUGUCUCUCUCCCAACAGAGGUAAUCAUACUAAAAUAGUUUCUGUGCCAAAACCAGGCCUAAACCCCAAUUGAAAUGUCUGUACUCCUGAUUGUUAUUACAAUAAAGUAUACAGGUUAUUCAGAUGUAAGCAAGUUUUGCAUAUCUUAUUAUGAGCACAUAAUAAGAUUUCCACUCUGUAUGCUAUGUAUUUUUUAGGUAAAUAAUUUUAGCUUUGAGCUUUAGUGUUCCUGUCCUUAUCCUGAGGCCCUGGAUCUGUUUUCAGAUGCAUGUCAUGAGGUUUUUACAAGCUGUUCUGCUGUUGAGUUCUUGCAGAAAUAUCUCUGUUCUGAAAUAUUGACAAGAGCAUAGAAAAAGAAAAUAGCAGUGAAGUUGAUGGACAUCUUUAUACAUUUCCCCUUCAAUCUAUUUUUUUUUAAUUUAUGCUGUUCAAAGCGUGGUUAGAAGUGAAAACAGAUUUCUUGAUACUUGAGUUUUGUAAAAUUUCCUUGUAAACAACAUGGCAGUAAAAUAAUUUGUCUGGUUCAGAUUCUGCUUUCUUACAAACUAAUAUCUGAGUUGGGACCAAAGCGUGCUGUUACAUUUCACAGCAAUAUUUAGAGAUAGUGGGCUUCCUGUUCUUCCUUUUGGUUUAAUAGAUUUAAACGGAAACAGAGCUUGAGAGGACAUGGCUCUAAUCAAUAGUGUUUACAGAUUUACAUCUCCAAAGCAGAGUUAACAAUAAAUGAUGCCCAAGGAGCUCAAUGUAUUAAACACAAUGAAUGUUCAAGGCAUCAGCGGUACCCUAGAUCUGUAACCCAAUUGCUCUCCUGACAGGAUGCAUUGCAGAUUGUUAUGCCUGGAAUAAAAGUCUGCACUGAGCAUCUUGAUUCUUGCUCUUCUGUCCAUAAGUAGCAUGUCAAAUUAAAGCCCUGCCAUUCUUAAAUUGUAAGCAGAUUCUCUCAUUUACACAGGGUUCAGUGAAGAGGUGGUGGAUCAUUGACAUGUUGUCAGGGACUGGCUAGACGAGGAGGAGUGUUGGCUGCCAGUUGCCCGAGAAGCACCAGGGAGUGACACUGGGGAGGAGGGAGAUUUUGAGUCUGACUCAACUGGUGGGACACGGAAGAGCAAUCCACAGAGGGAACCAUCAGGGAAGUUCUGGAGCCAGAGAGUGGGGGCAAAGGGGAGAGGCACAGUGUGGACACAGACCCUGAUAGGGAUCUGCGUUGCAGGACAGUCCUAUUCCAGCCCCUUCUCCCCCCACCCCUUUCUCAGUGCAAGAAAGGAGAGCUGAAAAACAGAAAGAGCAGAUAAGAAAAGUUGAAUCAUGCCAGAAGAAUGUACAGAGAGAAAUGCUUAAUUAAGGGAAGGUGGGGAGAGGUUUCUAGCUUCUGCAACUUUCAUAGCCUGAGAGCGUCUGGUAUCUCUGAUUGUGAAGCAAUAAAGUUAUUUGCCUUCAAGUCGCAUGCCUGUUCCCGAUUUACAGAUUUUACGGCAAGGCUGUUCUGGCAGCCUGACACAUGUUUUCCUUGGAGGAGCAUGGGGAACCUCAGGUCCCAGAAGGAGAAUGCAGCCCUCUAAGUCACUCUCUCCAGUCUUUGUCUUCUUGUGUGGCGAUAUGGACAGAGAAUUCCCAUAGACUGCAGCAUCUGCCCCUCCCUUGCCCUUGAGCCUGCUUUGAUGCUGCACCAAGUACCUAAAGUGGGCACAGCCAACUGGGACAAAGUUCACCCUGCUCGUCUGUCCGGGUCUUAGUAAUACAAACCAGGUGGGCCUCCUCAACCUCCAUCCAAUUAUAGGUGAGGGAGAUCUUAAUUAAAGCCAACCUGCUCUUCAAAUAGCAGCAUCCGCAGGCCUGAGUUCUGGCUGAUAGCGUGACUCCAAUUCCUCUUGGUAGAGAGGGGGCCGGCAUGCAGCACAGCCGCCCAUUGCCUAUGUCAUAUACCCCCUCACUGGAAUGGCCCCACCUCUCUCUCACCACAUCUGCAAUUGGGGACCCCCCCUCCCAGUCUUCCCAGCUGAUCUUGUGCCAGGCACACAUCAGCUGCCACCUCUGAGAGCAAAGGUCAAACCUUCAGCUGUAGCAUAUCCAGAAAAGAUACAGUCCCAGCCACCCUGGUAGUUAAGCCCAGGCAGAGCUCCCAGCUGGUAAGCGUGGGUGUGGCAGGCUUCUCUGCUGGCCCGAGGUGAGAAAAGCCCCACAUUCAUAGGAGUAGGGAGGGUGUACAGACAGCCGCAGAGUUCCUCAGGGCCCAAGAUAUGUUCAUGCAAGCCAUUUUGGACAGCAAGUACCCUUUUCACAUUUAGAAACAAAGCAUUUGAACCUGUGAGCUUGUAAAGUUGUCAGUUCAUUUUGUUACCAGAAUGAAUAAAAUUAUAAUUGUAUAAUGGGGUGGAAAACGAUUUUCAAAAAAAGAAUGUUUUGUCUCGAAAAUUUAAUGGCUGCUGUUUUAAAUUAUUGGAAUUAUUUGUUCUCCUUGCUAUUAACAGAAAAGUACUCCUAAAAGCUGCUUUAAUCAAGUUUUGUUUGCAAAGGACAACAAUGUCUAUUGACUGGUGUUUCUAUUGGAUUAGCUGACACACAGCUUGGAUAGAUGACUCUUCUAAUGAAAUGCAAAAGCCAAUAAAUUGGGAGCACCUUUUUUUAACUUAAAGAAGAAACACUGUUCUAAAAUGUCAGGGAUUUUAAAAAAUCAAAAUAAACUAGUGGAAAAAGUAAGUAGCUUCUUUAAACAUGUGGCCCAUCAGCAUGCCCUUGAAAUGCUUUAUCUGAAGUUUGGGGCUUGCUAGAAGGUGUGUGGAGUUUAGAGAACUGGGGAUGGGAUCAAAGGUGGGGAACUGGGGACCGAUUCCAUAAUUUUGGAAAAACACAAUCUCCAGUAUAAGGUUAGUUAAAAAGUGAACAGAAAUUUUAAUGUUAGCAAAGCAUGAUCUAUCUAGAUAUAAAACACACUUCGAGUAUAAAAAUAAUAUUCAGUGUGUUCUCACAGAUAAAACAUUUGUGAAGUAUAAGAAGUAUCUGAAGGGGUUGCAUGAGUUUGCGUAGAUGAGAGGAUUUGUUUUGCUUGGAUUAUGUAGUGAGCUUCAUCAUUGAGUGGGAAUUUUAACCUCAAUUUCUCACACUCAAAACUAGCGCUCAAGAGCCUGAGCAGAUUCAAGGUGGAUCCCUGUCAACUUCUGAUGUCAGCAAUCAGCUACCACCCACACCAUCCUGGACAAAUAAAUAUUAGGCGUGUCCCUUUGUUCACUCCAUUUGCCAACUCCCAUAUCCCUGCCUCAAUCUCCCUUCCAUCGAGUUUUCCUUUCCAGGACAACUCUCCUGCCUCAGUUUCCUCACAGACCACAACCUCUCCCAUCUCCCUACAUACGUAAGUUGUAGAAAAGCACCACUUCAUACAUUCUUCAUCUGGAUAUUUUUGGUUCUCUGAACAAAAGAAUAACUUUCAAUCUAUGUAAAGACAAGUUAUAAUUAAAGUAAAUGUUCUUAAAUAGCUAAAAAUUAGUCUCUGUCAGGGAAGCUCACUGUUUCCUAUACCGUUCAACAUGUUUGAGAUUGCAAAGAACAAACGAGAUAAAUUUGGAUAUUUAAAAUAUAUAGACAGAAAGUAACUUGGCUUGCUUUGCAUCUUGCAUACCUGUGGUGCCAUAUAUAGAAGAGAAGCAUGAGAACAUAGAAUUUUUAUGUUGUUGUUUUUAAGGUUUAUCAAAAGCAAAGAAGGAGAGAAUGAAGUAGUCAUGAAAAAAUUACCCAAUAUCAAACAAUAUACGCAGUAUCAAACUGGUACGUAAGCAAAAAUCUGAUGAGACAGCAAGAAUAAUAAAAUUAAUCGUAAAACCCUGAUGCAAUAAAAAGUUUUCAAAAUCUGUCUGAAAAUGAGAAUUAAAAUAUUAAAUUUGUUUUUCAGUUUUAUGAUCUUAAAAACAAAUUAGAAUAAAAUGAAGCUUUAAUAAAAAAAAGAAAUAAAUAAUAAAAAGUGUCCUCGAAAGAUGAGAAUGGAUUAUGUCUGUGUGUGUGUGUAUAUGUGAGAGAGCGAGAGAGAUGAACUGAGCAAGACAACAGAGUUAAAUGACUGGAACAGAAAUUAGAAAUGGAAUAGACAUAGUGAAACAGACAUGUUUAUAUGCUGACUGGAUGAAUUUUAACACUGGCAUUUUAAAAAAACUUGCAUGUAGAAAUUGACAAGAUCUUCCAAUCUUCUGGAGCAAAUUUUGGCAUGCGUGCAGGGGAUUGCAAGGAACAGGAGAGGAAGGGGAAUUCCUGUUUUGUGUGUGUGGAACUGUGUUUCUCUAGCAGAUUGUCACUGUAGGUUGUCACUUUUAAAUCUUCAUGCUAUUUAUGUGGAUAAUAACAUAAUAAAAUGGGAGUGUAUAUAGGUUUGAUAUAAAGAAAACCCAACACUGGGCAGAACUGGAGAGAAACAAAUGCCAUAUUCAGAUGUUAUCCCUGUCACCCAGUCCCACCGCUCAUGGUAUAGCUUAGAAUCCUGCAUGUUCUAAAUGUGUUCUAAAUCAUGCUGGGAGCUUGCAAAAAUACAGAACGCUUCCUGCUACAGACCUUUAGCCUCACAUGCAUGGAGGGUGGUGCAGCUGGGAGAUGGCAGGGGGGAAUGAUAACAGCAGCAGCAAAUGUGUCUCCCCGUCCCCUCAUCAUCCGAGCCCCAAAUGCCUUGCAAAACAUGGAGAAGAGGUGAUUUAUGAUGAUUAGGCACAUUCCAAGGAAAUCUGUGUACAUUCUCCACUCCCCAGUGUUUGCUACCAUCUCAGUUGGGGCAGGUGGUCAUUAGAGAGAAUCACACUGCAGCUUGAUCCUGAUUUGUUUUAACUUGGACAAGAACAAAUUCCAAAGUGGAAAUUGUGGUUUGUUUGAAAGUGGAAGCUGUUACUUUCUACCUUUCAAGCAAAGGAGGGGGAGUUUGGGAGCCCUAGGAUUGCCCUUUCCCCCCAGUCACCUGAACUCUGAUUUAGGACAGUGAUUAUCUGCACGGGGCCAUUGACUUGGGCUUUGUGUCACCCUUGCACAAACUUGGCUUCAAGCAUGUGUAACCAGUUGAGUAGCCAUUGGACAUAAGAAAGCAAACAUAGCUCUUCUUUCCUUAAUUUGCCAGUAAGCAAAGCUGAACCAUCAUUGGGAGCAGUUAUUGCCUGCUGAUGAACUACAGUAAGGUGCAGAACAUGAUAGGUGGCAGAGCUAACCAGCUUUUCCAAGUACUAAACUAGUGGUAUGCUAGUGACAAAAGGUUGUGCAAAAGGGUGCAAUUCAAUUUGGAAUGUCCAAAACAUUGGGCUCUCUUGUAGGAGAUUGAUAAUGAAGUCUGGAUUGCAUAUUGUUAUUACAACAUGAUUUAGUCCUAGCUAUGCUAUAAUCUUCUCAUUUUCAUUCAUCUUUCCCCCUCAGACUUUAUACUCCUAGAUCAUCUGCAUUAAUUCAGUAUCAUGUUGAUUAUACUCUGCUAUUUAAAUAUUGCUGAUAAUGAUCAUGCACCAUCUUCAUACUGGAGAACCAUGUCACAUUUUCACUGUAUUAAUUUAUUUUCCUUUGUCAUUGUGGGUCCUGUGUGCUUUAGCAGUUUCAGCUUAAGGCAGCUAUACCUCAUGACUAUUCAUUUAGUUUGCAAACUAUUUUAUCCUGAAGAAGGGCUUUUCUACCCGAAAUACAGUGAGAAUAUCACAUACUCAGUUCAGGAAAUCUGUCCACCUUCUAGAAUGCUCUAUAUUAAUAGUGUUAACUUCUGACCAAAUACAAUCUGCCUUGGUUGGGAAUAUGUGGUUUGUGGGCUUCUUACCAGGUAACUUAUACGAUAACUCAUCAUAACAUGCGGGAUCAAGAAAUAAUUUCUCUUCAGGUCAGAAACUAGUGAUCUUUUCUCCCCUCCUCACCAAAAAGGUACGCAACUCUUCCUUUGUGGCAUGCAAUUUCCUGCCCGCUCUUGAUUUUUAUUGAUCCCUGUCUCUCUUCCUUUAGCAUAAGGCCACCAGAUUCCUUCUCCAAUUUGAAAAAGACAAGUCAGACUUGUAUUUAAUGAUUUUAUGAAAGCUCUAGGGUCUCUUAUGCAUUUCUUUUCCUGCUGUACUCAGCAUAGACAGACACCCCCCUCCCUUUCCACAAUCGCUCAUUGCCUAGGCAAGGAUUCCAGCACAGAAUAUAUAAGGGAGGUCAUGGCCAACUGCCCUCCUGGGCCUCAGCAUGGCUGGCUGGCAGAUUGUAUCUGCCUCUGCAACCUCAUUGUUACCAUCAGUGGGAUGGCACAAGAGCUAAUACUUUUUUAUAUAAACCCCUUACAUUGGUGCUUCAACUGUACUGACCCAAUUUCUAUGAGCGUGCAAAGCUGAGUAUAUGUGGCCUUGUUGAGCAAGUAUCAGAUGUUCAAAUGCGGCACGAAAUAAGACACCCUUGAAAUCUCCAAGCUAACCAGGCAGUUAGUCCAAAUGCAUCUUACAAACAGGGGCUUCACUGGAUGAAGAUGAAUGCAUGUAAGAUGUGCACCAUGAUGUCCACUUCCAUGCUGCCAGCUUUUCAUACGCUCUUCUCUCCCCUAUUUGUAUGCUGGGAAGUUACUCACUGCUGUACUUUUAUAUGGGGGAGUCAUUUGACUUGCAGAGCUGGAAGGCAUCCUGAGAUUCAUCUAGUCCAACCCCCUGCAAUGGCCAGCUGCUGGAACACGCAGCUGUCCCAUACAAGGAUCGAACCUGCAACCUUGGCAUCAUCAGCACCACACUCUAACCCACUGAACUAUCCAGGCUGGUGAUCAAGACUCUGACAUUCUAAUCUUAAUUUCUCUUAUUUCAUGGAAGCGACCAAGAAACUCUGGAUAGUGGGCAGAAAAGUUUUGGUUGAGGAAACGUUCUGGUUUUGUUGUGUUUAAUGGCUCUGAGUUUUAUGGUCACUUAAUGCCGUGGUUUACAGCAUGCUGUCAUCUGCUUUAGGCCUGCUUCAUAUAUUGUAAUUUUUCUGCGCAGAGGAAACAUACAUCUCCCAUAGUGUCUGAAGCAGGUUUAAAGUUUAUUUCUUUGCACUUCAGAUAUAAUGGCAAAUGUGUAUUUUUUACAUGAAACUUGCAAAUGCCGUGUGGGAAGUGGUCUUUGGAUGACUGGGAGCAGAGUGGGAGGAAGAUUUAAUGCAAUGCCCUGUAUAUAGCUAAUCUUGCAUAUUGACUAUUUAGUUGCCUUAAUGUGUUAUUCAUAAAGUUUAUUUUAAACUUAAAAAUUAAUUUAUAAAAUGUUUUAAAAGUGGUGUGGGUUGUUUGUCAUUCCCCCCUGUGCCUUUGCACUCACUAUUUCUGCCUUCUUCAUGCUUCCUGUAGAUCCAAGAGUCUUCAGUAUCUCUUGGGUAGUGGUUUUGGGAUGUAUAGAGGGUUUUUAUAACCUCCUACAUGUUGGAUAAUGCUGGUAGUUUUAUUAAUUCAACCUAUUAAACAGUACAAAGUUGAUCGUAAUGUUUUAAAACACAGCUAUACAUUUGCUUCUCUUUUAUUGAUUGACAUUGCCGGCAUCAUUAAAGAUGUAUAGUUUGUAAUUGAUCAGUCCAGUCACCGGGUUGCAUGAGCUGUGCUCUUCUUGCACAUGGGUGUUUGCGAAAAGUGAAUUCUCUCUUUUCUUCCCCACUGCCACCCCCAGGGGAUCCACAGAGAUCUCCUGAGAUGUGGGCUGGGGGAAAAGAGAAGCUUUCAUAAGCUGCCUCUGCUCAGCUUCCCACUCCCACUGCAACCCCUCACUUUACAUCCCAGGCCUUUCUUGAUGCUCUCUCAACUUCCAAGGGGGCUGGCGCUAGAACAGCAGAGGCACUGGUGUUUUUGUGGUUUUCUGUUUCCUCUGCUGGGACACUGGCAAUAUUUUAGGCCUCCUUUCACAAAACAAGUUACUCAUUGCUGUUUAUAGCCUGUUCUUUUCAUAGGAGCUCAUUUUGAGUGUCUCUAAUCAAAAUUUGGAAGCUCCCAAAGCUAGAGGAAACUGCUUUGGAGGGGUUUCUCUGGGGCUCAGAAGUUGGCCUGGAAGUUCAGCAUUACAAACAUGGCUUGAGCAUACCAGCAAAAAAUGUGCUAUGACCUCAGAGUCUGACUCCCCGUCUUCAAGGGAUGGCGCCAUGGACUUGGAGGAAGAACCAGAGGGUCAGAAGGAAUUGUGUGCUCUCUACUGCUCCAGUAAAUCUAGCAAAGGAAAAGGCCAUUCUGCCAACACCUCUCUGGCCUGAGGAAGUAGCACUGACACCCUCCAGCUAUGAAGACUCCAGUCCAGAAGCUCCAACAAAACCACUGUGUUGUAUCCAUUGCUAGUCCUCCUCAAAGUACACCCACUGAAAAUAAUGGGCAUGACUCACUUAGGUCUAUUAAUUUCAGUGGGCUUACUCAGAGUAUAACUUAGUUGGCUACAACCCAUUUUCCUGCCCCAUGUCAUUGGAGUCUUAUUGCUGCUGGAACAGACAAAGCUACUAUAACCUACUUCACCCAUUGGGUGAGUAGGUGUGGUGAGGGACACACAAGCACCCAGAUGGAGCUGUGGCUUUAUUUAAUGCUUAGCCCGGGUUUAUCUAUUGCCUAAACAACAUUCUAACCUAGCUUCACUUUGAACGCUGCAUGGAGCUGUCCAUCCUAGACUUAACUUGGCCAUGUCUAGAGCCACCAUGCAGAACACAAUGGAAGUAUUGUGGUGUGCAAUUCAUGCCGUCAAAAUAGUGCUUUGAUUGCUAGUUGCAAUACUGCUUGCAACCCAAGAGACACGUUUGUUUCCAAAGCAUAUAUUCAUUGCUUCAGUGGUGCUGAAAAUUGAGAAUUGAUCUCAUCAGUUGGCCUUGCUACAUCCGUUUGUGAUAAUGUUGUAUUGAAGGUUGUUUGUCUGUUUUCCACCACCCACACACUUUUGCACCAUUUCAGGAUAAUCAUUCAGGACCACUCUUGGAGAAAACACAAGAAACCUUGUUAUUUUCCCAGGAGAUUCUCUCCUGCCCCUGUCUCUCAGUCUGUGAUUAUCUUUCAUAAUUAGAUAAAACCUUGAUAUGUUGUUGUUACCAGCUCAUUGAGGAAAUUGCUUUUUAAAAAAUCUACAUUAGAAAUAAUUGUUGAGAACAAUCUUGGCUUUGAAUUUCAAGGGCGUUGUGGACCACUUUAAAAUGCCUCAUUUGCUAGACACACUUCCUUAGACAGACAUUCCUUAGGCAGACAAACUUCCUUAGACAGACAAUGUGGGUGCAUUGGUCCAUAGCCAUUGUUUAUUCUGCUCUUGCAGACAUCGGACAUUUGAGGAGAUCAAAGAAUUGUUUCUAGCUUAAUCUUUGCAAAAUCAGCAAUUAUUGACAAUAACUAGUGGUGAAAUAAUGCCACAUUUUAUCAAAAGGUGAAAUAUCUCUCUAUUUAUUCACCAUAUAGCCUGUUAUUGGCCUCUGUAGUGGGUUGCACAAUAUACUGGAAAUGGCCGUGUUAGUGUACACAGGAGUUUUAUUGGAGGCCCAUGGUGAGCUUUAUUGCCUCUCCGACAUUUUAUGAGAGUCCAUUAAAAAAAGAUACUUUAGACUGAGCAUUUACUGCCUGACUUAAAACAAAGGGUUUUUAACUGUGCAAGAUGACUAUAGGCUUGCUUCUUAUUUCUUGGACCUGAUUAGGAAGGCAUUUUCUAAUAUAGGUGUGGAGAAACCCCAGGGGCUGCAGUUGCCAGGGUGCUGCAUGUACCAGAUCCAUGCAGACACCAAUGGUUUUUCCCAUCCAUUUUUGUCACACAGGAUCAACACCAUUUUCAUACCAUUUCAGUUGCUGAAUGGCAUGCUGUUCUUUUUUAAAAUUCUAGAGCGUUUAAAAGCAGUUUGGGGACUUAGGCAGGAGAAAGUGGAAGAGGAGCUGCUGUGUUUAAAAAUGAAUUGAAAACUCUGGUGUUCGCAGGCUUUUCCAGUAGACCUACUGGAUUGGGGCUCUUGAAAUCUGGCUAAUCCAUUGACUCUUGUUGUCGAAUAGAUCAUACAGCAAUAAAUAGGUGUCUUGUCUUAUUUGACCAACUUAAUCUAUUUAUUUACAUUUGUGUCCUGUCUUUUCUCCAUGGAACAGUUUCCAUUUAAAUACUGGCCAAGUCCAGAUCUGCUGAGCUUCAGGAUGUAAAUUGCCCAGGGUAAAAGUGGCAAAGUUUCUGUCUAGAGUGCUUACAGUAUAAGGCUACACUCCAGAAUAGUAUUUGGCAGUAUUGGUGGGGCAGCACCUCUCAUUUGACCUCUAGUCAGUUACAUCACUCCUGCUUACCAGCAGGGGGAGGCAGCCACAAGACCCGUGUGGUGCAAACUCACCAGCAGGAGGGCUGAAUUGACUCAGCCCAUGAUUUGCACCUCACCCAUCCCCUCUAAGCAGCAGCAGUGUGACAGACCACAGGUCAGGUGCAUGGCAGUGCCCUGCCUUACUGCUGUCUACUGAUAUUUGGGGUCUUAUGUACCAUUGACUAUAAUAAGGCAUUAUGAGCUGGGGAAGAAGUCCUCCCAUUAUUCCUAGGUUAACACAUCUCUAAAUAGGACUUUAGCAUGUCUUAAGUGUGGGAAUCUGGAGCAUUUUGGAGCAAAUUGGCUGAGAUUCAGACGGCUGUACAUGCAGCUUUUUGUGAGUAGUGGAGGCAAAAAAACUGUAGGUGCAAGCAAACACUGGGAAAUCCCCAACUGCGCUUUUGAGUAUUCACUUAUUGGAAUACAGCCGUUAUUUAUAAUAGCCGUCAUAACAUUUUUCUAUACAUAUCUGAGACACACACACAUGUGAUAAAGGUGGCAGUGGCUCUCUUUGCAAUUUUCUUAAUAAUUUUGUUAUUUCUCUUUGUUUGGAGGACCUUGCUAAUUGCUUUCUUUCUGUCGGUGCAGGGCCGCCACAGAGGGUCUUUCUCUCAGUUUAAUGGAACGGCUGAUUCAGAAAUAUGAUGACCAUGUUGUGAAGAUGCUCACGGUGCAGUACCGAAUGCACCAGACCAUCAUGCAGUGGGCUUCCACUGAGAUGUACGGCGGCCGCCUCUCGGCUCACUGCUCCGUUGCGCAACAUUUACUGAGGUAAGUGACACUGUGCCUGCUUGCUUGCUGUUUCUCCUGACUCUAAACAUUUUCAGUGCGGAUUGACAUUGUCAAUUAAUAUUGAUGGAGAAUAUGCAGGGUUUUCUGCUAUCUGCAAUUAUCCUUUUUUCUUUUUCUUUUUGCCUCUAUUUUAGCAAACCAGGGUGGGUGUUUUUUUAUCGUCUUUCAUUUAGCAAAUAUUGAUCUUGGUUUUCCCUGCACUGGUUGCAGAAUAUAUUUAUGUGCAGUUCUGUUGUUUUUUUUAAUUUAAGUAAAGCAAAGUUAUAUAGCAACCAGUUAUAUCUUGUGGGCCUGAUUUUGCAGUCACUGUGGGCCCAAUGGCUUGCACAUACCCAGCCGAAGUCUUUGGGGUUGAAAUAGCUGGCCCUCGUACCACAACGAUUUUUGAAACUAAGAUUCAAGGGCAGUUUGCUAUCUGGGUAUUUUUAUUUUGUUUUUGGUGGGUGGGGUUAAGAAGUAGUGGAAAACAAGUUUAGAGCCCUCAUGGGUACUUGGAGCCUAUUCCAUGUCUCUUUGAGUCUUAGCCUUUGAUUCCAAUGCCCAGUGCAGGCAUAAUAAUAUUACCGAUUGCUUUAAAAAAUUGGGAGCAUGUCGUGCACACUCAUCUAUGGAAUGAGGAAUAUCCCUCUAUGGAAUGUCACUCUACUCUUUCACUGUUGGGUGUGAUGUUGUUUGUUCAACAAAUGAAUAAGUCUUUUUUAGAUGAUCUUUAUAUGCAGCAUCAUCAGUGUGCCUAGCACUUCACGGAGUACAUGUCAAGGGGAGGAGAAAAGGGACAGGGCUAAACAGGGAGCAAUAUCUGAUUGUUUUAGUUACGAGGUUAGGGUUAGGUGCAAGCUGGGUGAUGGCAGGGCAUGGGAACCAGGCAGUUGUUCCAAACAUAAUACGUAAUUUUUUAAACUUAUAAAACUAUAUGAAACAAACAAACCCAAAGCGUAUGCAGUAUAUUGAAAGAUCCAGUUUUUAAAAGGCUGCUAAUAUGAAACUUCACUGUGAGUUGGGCUCAUAUUGGCCAUAAUCUGUUAUAUCCACUGGUAGCAACUGGAAAUUGCUGUCAGCAGUGCUCAGAAUGGAGUACUUGAAUUUUUAUCUUUGCAACCACUAAAAUGCAAAACAUAGCAGGACUACAAACAGAGCCUUAUCUUUGUGUAAAAGAAAGAAAGAAAAUAGAGUAGUUAGUAUUCAGGGAACACUUACAUCAGGAUAAUAUGGAUUUUUUUUAUAUAUAAAGAAACUCACAUUAUGGAUUUAAAUCACCAAGAAGAUAAUUUCAGUAUGCAAUAUUGAUCGCAAUUGCAGUGAAAUACUUUCUAAGGGCUGAAAGAAAUGGUCAACAAUAAAAAAUGAAUUACUGUUUUGAAUGAAGGAAGAUGUUACACUCUUCAGUUAGGGUUUAAUGCUGCAGCAAAUUGAAGGCUGCAUAAAUUCUCACUGACUUCAUUGAGUUCCAGAGCAACCUCUUAACCUGAAAUAUUCUCCCUUUCCCCAUGCUGUAGGCUAAGAAAAGGGGAGACCAGUCUUCUAGAGUUCUAAGAUUCCCAUAUAAACCAAGUUGUAAAGCUCGGGUACCAAAUGGUGAUAAUCCUAGGUUAGCUAAAGUGGUGACCUCCAGAUGUUGCCAAACUCCAUCUCUCAUCAUCCCCAGCCAGCAUAGUCAAUGGUCAGGGAUGAUGGGAGCUGUAGUCCAGCAACAUGUGGAGGAUCACCGGUUCCCUGCCCUUGUGCUAAUCAAUAUUCUCCUCCUGCCCCCAGCAUUCUAUUUUUAAAGUCUUAGUUAUUUCAUUGAGAGAGUUACAGAUGAGUUUAAGUAUCUCCAGUUGAAUUAAGUGAUACCAUACAACCUGAUUCUGUACAUAUUUGCACAGAAGUUUAUGCUUCUACAUUCAGUGAACCUGCUUCUAGGUAAGUGUACAGAGAAGGCUUAACUUUUACAGGAUCUCGCACUUGGUUUUCAGUUUUUCCAGGCGGAAAUUAUUUUCCUGAGCUUGGGGGAGGAUGCUGUUUGCAUUUGGCGUCAUUUUAGUCUUGGUAGCCGCAGCAAGGUGUCUCCCUGUUGUCAGUUAAUGAAAGUAGAAGGAGCCCACCUUGCUUUAUAAUUUUUAUUCUGCUUAUUGUGAACUGCCUUGGGUAAGCAUGAUUGGAAAGAACAGCACAGGCAAAUUAACAACGCUGCUUUGCUUGACACUGGUUAAAAGUGCUGAUAAUGUUCUUUUAAAAUUUUUAAACAGAAUGGGCUUGAGUUUUUAAGACAGAUAACUGAAGAGGCUGCUCACUGUAUAUAGGAAAAAUACACAUUAUGUGGUAUUAGCAAGGAAGGAAUUAAUAAUGGAGUGGUUUCCUUUGGGUUGCUCUGUAGGUCAGCUGUAAUGAAUGUAGUGGCUCUUUUCCUCUCUUUCCUCUCUUACCCCUAUGCCUCAUACUCUUAGUGGAAUUGCUGAGAUGUAAUGUUUAAAGAUAUUCUACCUUAUUUUGUCCUUUGUUUUUGGAACACUUAUAUAGAGUCAGACUGCAUGCUAUCUUUAGUCAGAUUUUUUGGGGGGACUUUGAGUGUCUCUUGCUCUGGGUGCUUUCAGAGAUAACUAUAAAUUGUCAUGGUGAUGCCCUGAUUUGAAGAUUGUUUAAUUAUUCAUUUUAUUGUUUUCCUUAUCCCUUGUUUAAUUCCUUUUUUAUUCUUCAUUCUGCCUUUUACUUUUGGUGGUUUUGCAUAAGUAGUAUUUUUAGGAUUUGAAUUUGCAAAUGUGAUUUGUUGUGUACCUUUUGAGCAAUCACCUUUGCCCAUAGGCAAUAAAUGAUUUGACCUGGACCCUAAUUAUAGCAGGUGUAUGUACCUAUGUGAGGUAUGGCUGGAAUUUAAAGGAAUAAUUAUUCAUAGCAUUAAGGAAACUCUUGCUAAGCUAAUAAGGAAAGUACCUCUUCUGUUGUACUCCUUUUAUUGGUCAAAAAAAAAUAAUGUACAUCAAAUCACAGCAAGGCAGGACUGCAUGAUUAACCAAGGGCAAAUCAUGCAAAAUUCAUUUGGCACAUGGGCAGCUUUGGGCUGCUGUCACAAAUUCACAUUUGUGCAUGAAAUCUGUACUUGAUAUGUUGGUGGCUAAAAGAAAAGAAUCUGCCUCUGUUCUUGGCCAGAGGGCGAUAAUGAGGGUUUCUUCCUGACAACAAGGGUGAGAGCUUUCUGAAAGCUUCUCCCCUACUAAUUUCUGAGGGAGCAACACGCCAUUCACCAGUGCAGUCAACACCGCAGCAUUUCGAAUUAUCAUGUGGCCUUGUUUUGCUGAUUCUUCCCUGGCUUCCUCUGAGUGCUGAGAUAUGAAGGCUCAUAGUAAUUUGAGAGGCUCAUAUCUUGGUGGAUUUCAGGCAUAUUGAGAAUUCAGCCUUCAUUGUAUAUACAUAUUAUUAAUGAAUCUGAGAAGAAUAUUUGGCUCUACACCUUGUAAGGCACUGCUAGUUCCAGCACAUAAGACUGAAAGAACUUCCUUGUCAAACAGCUUUUAUGCUUAUCAUAUAUCUUAUUUUAAGAUUUAAGGAAUAUGUUGUUUGGGAUAUGCUGAACACCAAGACCAAGGGAGUGCAAAACCAAGAAAAUGCUUCUGUCAAUGGUAAUACAUCAGUCUUAAAUUUUCUCACAACAGCACCUGGAUUAGUAACCCAAACUCCUGUCUUUAGGCUGUGCUUGGACCCAAAAUCAGCAAGUAUUCCCUCAGUUCUCCCUUCCAUCCCUCAGUUCUUGCUGCUGAUGUCAUGAAAACCACUUUGCCAUCAUAACAGUUCUGUUAAUGCCUUGCAAGUUUGUUUAAAUUUACUUGCAGAAGAAGAAGAAAACUGGUGCAUGUAUCAGUAUGAUUUUCUGUGGCCGAAACCAUUUUCAGUAUAGAAGAUGGAUCUGAAAGCAGCCCGUCAUUGGCAACCGUUAAAAGUCUCAGCAUUGUGAUGGCUCUGUCUUUCGGCCAAUGUGUGUGGGCUGUUCUGCAGCUGAGGCAUUGCAGCACAAGAAAAGUAGGGGAAUGCUGAAAUAUUUAUGCUGAAAUAAUCAGCAAUUGCUUAGUACUUUAAACACGGAACAAAGGAUAGGUUACCUGGGGCCUGCAGGAAAAAUGCAAGGGAGAGGCUUCCAGAGGAUUUUAGUUUGAAACUAGAAACAUAGGAAGCUGACUUACAUAGAGUCAGACCAUUGGUCCAUCGGGCUCAGUAUUGUUGACCCUGUUUGGCAGCAGAUCUCCAGAGUUUAGGUCAGGAUUCUUUCCCAGCUCUAUCUAAAGAUGUAAGGAAUUGAAUCUGGGACCUUCCAGAUGCAAAGCAGAUGCUCUUCCACUGACUUUCCAGGCCUUUCCAAAGUAAUCUUCUGAACAAGAGCAUCUUGUAGCACAUGCAGAGUGUCCUUCCUCCCAGGCAGCCAAAGCCAUCUUCCAGAUGUCUGGAACUGGGGGUUGGAUGAUUAGGACUGACAACAUAACCUCCAAGCAAGUACAAGAGUCCUGAUGCACUUCUAGUUUAAACUAAAAUAAGUAGCAGUUGGAGGGAUUACUCUAUUUUCAGGCUUUUGCAUUUAUAUAUAGAUUUCCAAGCCUGUUCUUCCAGCCCCCAGCUUUUCUCAGAAGGAAAUGUGAUUUUUCUCUCCAUUGGAAUACUGUACUUAUGCAGCAGAUUAUCUUUAGAAGUGGCAUUCACAAAAUCACUCAAAUCAAGACUAUUCUUGAGAAAUGAAAGUAACCUGCUGUUAUCCUGAACCACAAAAGAAGUAUCCUUAAUGGUGCCCUUGAAGGAGACAGUUUGCUUAGCAGGUGUGCACUAAGAGGAGACCUAGGAAAGUAAAAAUAGAAAAUCUGAGCAACUGAAGACUCUUGACUUUUUCCAAAACAAACUUUAGGAAGUAUGAUCAUUUUCAUAUGAUAAGGACAUGAUUUAAUUAUGCACGGCCUGACGUGGCAAUCAUGUAAUGUUGCAGCACAUUUUGAUGAUUUAAAUAAAAUGGACCACCUUGAAAAGAAGAUGGAAGCUCUGAAACGAGGGAGAAAUGAGAAUCAGUUACUAGAUGUUCCUUAUUGAGCACUAGAUAAAAUGAAAUUUAAAUAAAACAUUGUGAAAAGAGAUUCCCUUUAUUCUACCUGUGUAAAUUAGAAACUAUUCCAAACCAUACUGGCAUCUCAAUAAUAAUUAUAACGAGCACUUGUUGAAGACUUUCAUCUCAAAGGAAGCUUGGGUUGCAAUCCUAAACAUAUUGAAUUGGAGGAAUGUGGACUCUAUUUUCAAGAAAAAUGAUUAGAGUUGGGCUGUUGGAGCACAUUUUCUCCAAGCAGAAUGAAAAGUUAACAAAACAAUUGCAAAUAAUUUGGGGAAACCCAAAGUUAUUGUCCUUGAACUAUAAUUCUGGGUUCUGUUCUUACGCUGAUACAACCCAAGUAAAAAAUUGAAUUGUUAAUUUUCCACAAUGGCAAAUCUUGGCUCCAUGAAUUUACACUGGAACCCUUAAAAGUUUUCAUUUAUGUUCCGCAGUUAUGAAUGCAAGUAAACAACUUUGAUUCUCAAAUGCGGAUUAUUGUACUUUGUGAUGUACAAAACUUAUGUUAAGCCAACGUUGUAUUUGAGGUUAUCAAGAUUGUGCUUUGUGCCUUUUUCUAAUAUUGCAGCUGUCAGAACAUUGUCUCUUGUAAUACAUCAAAGGGCACUUCCUUUUGGCUCCAAGUGCUAAAAUGUACAAGCAUCUGCACUGUAGAAUCUUGCAUCUGUAAUCUGGCUCUUUGACACUAUUGACAUGCGCUUUUGUCUUCUACUUUCUGUAUUUUCAUUGAUGCUACUGAAAGUUGUGUUGCCAUUACAGACAGGAGUUUUAAAGAAUUAUUUGUUUAGAAUUUUGAAGGGAGAGCAGGAGAUAGGUUUAAAGGCACAGUUGUUUUCACCUUGUAUCCAUGACUUUUUUUAAACAAAGUAUUGUAUGUUUCUAGAUUUUGCAGAGAUAUGUUUUUUGAAUGUGAUGGCAAAUGUACUGAAGGAAUUGAAACCUUGAGACAAGAAAAUAAAGACCAAAUUCAUUAGCUGACUUUCAGUGGGCUGGAUCCAGGCUAAGGCUGUAGACCUGAACACACAGGAAAGCAAGUCCUGUUUGAAUUCAGUAGAACUUCUGAGUAGACAUGUGUAGGAUUGCACUGUUAGUUGCAUUCUCUUCCUAUUGAAAUCUAUGGAACUGAAAUUACAACCACCUAUGGAACUGAAAUCAUGACCAGCUUGUCCCAUUGAUUUCAGUGGGAUCAAAGUUCAAAUUCCUUACCUGGAUCCAAACCAUUGUUUCUAAACCCAUCUAUUAAAAUUUGCCCUAGCCUGAUUCAAAUAUUUUAUACUUGAGGGUUACAGGUUGCAGUUUCUGAAUGUCUGAAAAACAAGUGGGCAAAAAACCCAGAAAAAGCGCAGCACCAUGUGUGUGUUGCUUAUUUUGCAUUAACAUCUCCUAAUAACUCAUGUAAAUAUUUUGAGGGUGAAUUAGAAGAAAACGUGGUUGAAAGAAUGAUCAAAGUUCUUGGCUUGCCUCUUUUUUGGCUUCAUGGAAUAAAUGAUCCUGUACACCAGACGUAGGAAAGCUGUGGCCCUCCAGAUGUUGUUGAACUACAACUCCCAUCAGCCCUUGUUAUAGGCCAACAACACCUGGAGGACCACAGAUCCCCCACACGUGCUGUACACAAUAGCCAGCAAGGCUAUUUAUAGUUAUUUUAUUUACUUAGUACAUUUAUAUCCCACCUUUUCCCAUUAUGGAACUCAAGGCAGCAUACAUGGUGUUCCCUGGCAGUCCCCCACCCAUGCACUGACCAGACGCAAUUCUGGCUAGCUUCAGCAAGGCGGCAGCAUUAUAUGCCUCUAGACUAUGCUCUGGGAGAAUGUGAACUGUGAAUGAUCAAAGGUAGUUCUCAAAUAUGGCUGAAACACUUUGGAAUUGCUUGUUUGUGCACACAGUAGUUGUAAACAAGUGUUGUGAUCUCAGUGUAACAAUCUCUCUAAAUUUUAUGCAAGUCUGCCAAGAGUACAGUAUAUAUCCCUCUCUCCACAACAUGGCAUCAAAUACUAAUUAUGUGUGGCUCCCUGAGGAGAGCAUUCUACAGGCAGGGUUCCACAACCAAAAAAGGUUCAAUUUGUGGUGACCUGGCUGAGCAGAGGCUUUGUUCCCUCCAUCAUUUGGCCCAAUGGAAUUAUAUGAAGUGACCCCAAGUGGGGUCCACUGCAAAUGUAUAUUUGCAGGUCCCACUAUCUGAACACAAUGCAUUCUCAGGAAAUCGUUCAUUAGGCAAGUGUUCACAUAACAAGCAGAUGAUUGCCAUUGUUUCCUAUGGGGAAUCUAAGAUUCGUCCAAUCUCAAUUUCUCUCUGGUUUCUGUCUCAAAUUGCUGCAGCCAACCAGCAAAAGACAAACAAAGGAAAAACUGCCCCCUGUCUGGUCUCUUCCGUUCCCUAAUUUGUCUGAACUCCCUCCGUUCCUUUCUUCAUGGUUGCCACCCAAAAUGGCUGCCACUGACCAGCAAAACACAAACAAGUAAGGAAGUGGGUAAACUCUGGCUGCUUGGAUAUCUGAACCAGCUGUUUGUGUUACUAGGUUUGGGUAUGAUUCUUUGUGUUUCGAUAACUGACAUUUCAGAUGACAAACGUUCCGAUAGUGGGACCUGCAGUCCCACAGAAUGGAGGAUUCUUCUGCUCUGUGGCCUGACCUAUGGAGGUUCUGUGGAAUAGUCUAGGUCAAUUUGUGCUAGGAUUCUAAAGCAGAAUAAAUGUGCUGCUGUUUAUACUCAUGCUAGUUAAGGGUCAUUAACUUAUUGUUCUUUCUAAUAACUUGUCAGGGACCUCCCAGGGGUGGCUUCCACAGAAGAAACUUGCAUUCCGUUGUUGCUUAUUGAUACAGCUGGCUGUGGCUUAUUUGAGCUUGAGCUGGAAGAUGAACAGUCUAAAGGAAAUGAAGGUAUUGUUGUUUUCCCUGCUAUGGUUCUCCACACUCCCACCCUGGAAUCAGCGCCCCCCCCAGCCUCCACAUUUCAAGUUACAUUAUCCAUGCAUGUGCUGUAAUUUCAACUGCUACUACAUUAAAAAGGUUGCCUUGUGCCCGCGGUGUUGAAAGUGGUAGCCUUGGGGAGUUACUGAAGAAUUUAGUUAUGCUAUUGGGAUCUUGGCAACCACACAUGGAAAUGAAUAUGAAUACAUCCAUGGAAAAAUCUUGGGAUGUCAAGGUUUAGGAAUGCUUCUUGUGGUCCUAAGAUGGAUGGAUAGCCUGUGUAAGCCACCAGUACCUUUCAAAACUCCUUCAGUAGUAGAACAGUGCAAUCUACAUGGGCUGUACAUUUGCUACAAAGUACCAAUAAGUGCAGAGGUUUUCAACCUUUUUGAGUCCACAGCUCCCUUGACCAACUACAUUCUUUCUGCGGCACCCCUAUGGGACUCAGGAGCCCAGUUGUGUCCCCCCUUGCCUGCAGAGCUGGCAGCCUCUCCCCCUUUUUCAAACACCCUCCCUUGGGGAGUGUUCCCUCAGCCUCCUUUCCUUUCCUCUCCCCUCUGCUUAGGAGUCCUUUCGGCAGCCAUUGCUGCUGCCCCUGGUCUCUGAGCUGCCCCACCCCACCGCAAAGAGAGGUGCCUCCUCACACUGCCCCACAGGAGUCUGGGAAGAGGAUCCCCCAGCCUUAGUGGCCCAACAGAGACUGGCUAAAGGUGAAUGUGAGGUCAGCACCUUACCUUGGGAGGCAGCAGUGGGUACUGCUGGGCCUGCAAGAUGGAAGGGCUCCCCUUCAGCACCAGGCACUUAGCUCCCAGGCAGGCCUUGCACAAAGCAAGGACAAGAGAGGCCAGCGCAGCACCUGUCUAGCUGGCCUCAUACUUGUCUGCCAAUUCCCAACAGCAAGGGUUGGUGGGCUGGCUAGCUGGGCUCCUUCACCCGCUUGCUUACUCCAAGGCCACCUCAGCUCCUGGCAACCAGCCCUCCUUGACCAGCCCCUGAGGCACCAUUCACCUGCAAAGCUUGUAGCCAGGGCUGCUGCAACAAACAGCUAUGCAAGCCUUUGGGAGGUAGAGACACGAGAGUUCAUCAGAAGAGAGAGGGAAGGAAAGAGGGACAGAGGCCAGUGUUGCCUGCAGCACCCCUGACCAUCAUUCAAGGCACCCCAGGGUGCCACGGCACACUGGUUGAAAACCUCAUUACCAUGGAUGUAGCAGAGGUCCAGCCAAAUUAUCAAGACCACAGUGUACUGUAACCAAACAGCAGGUGGAAAAACAUGCAGCUGGAGAGGAAAAUGGAUUGUAGAUAACUGACCAUGGAUGAUGAAAAUUUCCAUUUGGAUUCAACAUCACUGCACUAGACAAGGUUUAUAGAGCCACCUAGCAAAAUACAUCCUUCCCCAAAGACCUUGAAUUCUCAAAAGCAAGAAGCAGGAGAAUGAAAGAUUAUCUAGUUCAGCCUCAUGGUCUAGGGUAAGAUAAUAAAGUACCUUAAUGAAAGUUGACAGAGCUUAACAGGGCUGGACCAAGACAUUUUACUCCCUGGGGCAAAAAGCAAGAUGGUGCCCUUGCCCUGUACAAAGGCUGACUGGGCCAACAGCUGAAUUCUAUUUCAACACUGGCGACAGGAUAGCAUCCUUCACUUCUGUCUGGGAACUGGUUAAGAGGAGUAGACAGGGGACUGCCACUGCUGUCUCUCUCAUACACACACACACACCCCUCAGCAUGUGCUGCCUGAGACAGUCAUCUCACUUUGCCUAAAAGUUGGGCCAGUCCUGGAGCUGAGGAAGAAGGGCGCUUGUGAUGAUUGUUGGAUCAGACACCUGUGGUUUAAAUAGCACUCUUGAAUUGCAACACAAGCUCUGAAGCGAUGGGCAAAGUCGUAUGUUGUCAGCUUGAAGUGCUGGACUCUCCUGGUUCCCAUAUGGUUUGUUGGUACAGCUUAGCUGAGAGAACUUUCAGUUCUAAUUGCCUUGCCGCAUAGCACUUUGUCAGAUCUCUCAGUGAACAAGGCACAGACCUUCACAGUUAAUGGGUCAGAAAGUGCCUGACCAUGUUGGUGGCAUAUACAGCAAUUCUGCUAACAGAGAGAAAGGCCAGUUCUCUGAGCACAGAGAGUUCUGGAGUUAUAAAUCAGCCUAGCAACUGUUGUGAAGCUCCGUCUCUGUUGCUGAAUAAAUAGGAAGGUUUCCAGUCUCACUGAGCUCCAGUAGCAGUAUUCAUUUGGGAAUUCUAGACUGCAUUUAGGAGUGGGAAAGGGGUGUGCUCAUGGGACAGGGCUUGAGCCCAGAGAGCAGGGAGAGAGGUCACAUCUAGAAAGUGGGAAUCUUCUAGAGAUGAUUGAGGGAGAGGGAUGCUUACAUGGUUGUCUCUCAAUUGGGGGGAAAGGCUUGAGAGCAGGGAAGCUCAAGUAUGCAUUAACUCUGGGAUAUUUUGCAUGUUGUAUCCCCAUAGCAUGGCUAAUUCUUAGAAAGGCUAUUUCAUGCAGGAAUUAAAUAUUAUACCCAUUUGUAGGUUAGCAUCCUGCCACAGUCCUAUUCCAUGCAGGGUUUCACUGUGAGCACAUGCAGUACCCAUCUUUGCAUAUGUUGCAUGCACAUUAUGAUCUCCACCAGGGGUAACUGAUGUGGUGCCAUCCAAAUGUUGCCAUGUUGUAACUGCCAUCAACCUCAACUAGCCUGGACCUUGGUUGGGUAUGAUGGGAGUUGUAGUCCUACAGCUUCUCAAGGGCAAUCAGCAUUGACAACCCUUUAUCCAUAGUAAGAAAUGGAAGUGCUGUCUAUGUAGGAAUUGCGUAAUGUUUGAAGCAGCCCUUGUUGUCAGUACCAGCAAGUCUAAUUCAGAAACAUAGUGAAAUGGGCACACAAAUAAAUAGGCACCAGCUUCCAAAGGCAAAUAGCUGCAAGAGCCAUGGUCUAAAAUAUGAAUUUCCUAACCUAUGCUGGAUCAGUUCAAAGGCAGAUUUCACUUCUUGGAAUUGGGGUGGUGUUAUCUUGGUAUUUUCAACACUGAUCUUACUACCCUUGAGAAUGUGAACUGUGAUGUGUUGCUUGUAUCUGACAGUGUUGUAUGGAACUCAUAACCAUUUGCCCAGCUAUUAAAGAAAUCCAUAAGGCAUACAGCCUGUAUUUGUAAAUAAUUUAAAAAUAUUUUUACCAACAUAGCCAUACUACUACUACUACUACUACUACUACUACUCCAUGCAUGUUUCCCUUGUAAAUUUCAUUAAGAGAUAAUUUGAGAACUCUUUUUUCAUAUGAGGAGAUGUAGGGCAUCAAGUAGCUUGGUGAAUGUUUGAACUAUGGUCAGUUUCAGAACUUUAUGAUCCAUAGCUUGAAGCUGCCUUGUUUAACUAACCAGUUUGUUCUAAAUCACAGUCUCUGGCUUGUACAUAAUGCUAAAUCAGGAAUCUUUGAAAGUGAAACUAAAUGCUGCAAAAGUGUUUCUGGUAUCCACGUGGGAAAAAGGAAGCACACAAUCUCAAGGGUUUGCUUAGGUUCAUUCUAAUUUGUGCACAUAGCUCUAAACCAUGGCAAAACACUUUACUGAUUGUAAAGACUUGUUUUUAAAGUGGCAAGUGAAAAGCAGCCUUUCACUAUCAUUGUCUGAAUUGGAUGCUUUUUAAGUGGAAUCUGUCAACUUGUUCUAGGGUUAAAUCGCUCAUUCACAGCUAAGUUUUAUUUUUCCCCUUCCAGGCGAAGCGCGUCUUGCCAGCUUGCACGUUCAGGCUUUAGUGGAAGCCGGUGUUAAAGCAAGAGACAUUGCUGUCAUUGCUCCUUACAACCUCCAGGUGAGUGUGUCUGCCAUGCUCUCAGAAGCACAACAUUUCAAAGUAAAAAAUUUAAAGCCAUGGGACUUUAGGAUGAAGGGUGGGCAAUAAAUUGUAGUAAUAACGUUUGUUGUCCUAGCAACGUCUUUGUUUUUCAGGUGGAUAUGCUAAGGGAGCUUUUGUGUCACAAGUACCCAGACCUGGAGAUUAAAUCAGUGGAUGGCUUCCAAGGAAGAGAGAAGGAAGCUGUUGUCCUCUCUUUUGUAAGGUCCAACAGAAAAGGUACAUAGGCUAUAACCUGGAACCAUAUAGAACAAAAAGAAACUUAAUUUGCCAGAAUCGGGGAAACUGUUAAAAUUGUGUGGUUUCAACUGGCUCCUUCUUUGGAACAAGGUGCUGACCUCUUCUACACAUGCUCUCGGAAUCAAAGGAGGUGCUUCCACGUGGUGUAAUCACAUCCUACAGGGGAGUACUUGGGAGUAGCAUGACUAUGAGGACAGUACCAGUUGCAUGAAUCAUUGGCACCUUACCUCCUGGUUCAUGUCCUAAUGAAUUGGCAUCACCCAAUUGUUUUAGCCAACAUGAUUGUGUUACUCCUGCAGCAUGUAUCACAUCACAUGGAAGUGGCUUCCACACUGCUGGGAGCCCAUAUGCAGGGAACCACUGACACUUUUCCCAGAGUGGAAGAUUCUCAAUAAUUAACUGCGCAAUGGAAAAGUAAUUUAUAUAGCAAAACACUCUCCUUUUUGUCCAGAGAGCCUGGGAAGGGGUGUUUCCAAGCACAGGCUGAAAACUCUGGUGGCUAGCCACAUAUUCUAGUACAGGGCCAGUCCAAUACAUUUUGCUGCCUGAGGCAAAGGACAAGAUGGCAGCCUCUCCAUUCCACAUCGCCACACACCAGCCUUUGCCACCUGCGGCGGCUGCCUCUCUCUGCCCAAUAGUAGGACCAGGUCUGUUCUAACAGGCAGAGUGGUCUACGGGGGUUGAAUUUUAAAACCAAACCAAACCUGUGGCUAUUAUUGUCAUGGCUAUUCACGCUACUACUAUUACUACUUAAUAUACAGGGUGAUUCAUAAUGAAGUAUACAGUUUCCAUUACUGUAUACUUCAUUAUGAAUCACCCCGUAUUAUGUCUUAGAAAUUAAUUAAGAAAGAGUGGACUGUUAAUUCAGGCACCUUUGGAGAAGACAGGCAGUCCUUCAGGUAAGCCAGUGGUAAUUGCUGGAUACUUGCCAUCUGUCAGCUCUAUUGUAGUGAGUACAACACAGUUGUCCACAGCUCUAAAAAUUCCACACAGUAGCAAACCUGAACUGACCACAAACCUGUUGGGUGCGGGUCAAAAGCUAGCUUGUUUCCCAGGUGUAUUCCUUUUGGAAAUACAACAAAUAUUUCAUUACAGCUGGCAGCAUCCUGCCCAACAUGGUAGGCUCUGCUCAGAGAACAUACUCUUUUCUGCUUUCAUGGCACUAGGUAGAGGAUAAAGAACACUGUGGUUGCUGAAGUCAAAGCAGUAAAACUUUUCCUUGCUACUUUUCUGCUAUGUUCUUAAGUGAAGUUAGCAAAUAGCAGCAUGUUCUUCUAUUAUGAUUUGUUAUUAUUUUCCAGAUAAUGCUUGUUAAGCACACAUUGGCAACCUAAUACACUUUAAAGUACCUACAGGCUCUGUUCUGAAAUGUUCUAUGUCUUCAGAUGGUAGCAACAAAAGCCUGCCCCCCUCAUUUAGUUUUAAUGUUUGUUUUUCUGCUUGUCUUCUGCUUAGCUGCAGGAGCAGGGGACUCAGCUACACCACCCAAGCUAGGCAGCUGAGCUGACUCAACUUGGCAUUUGCUUUCUGUUGUUACAGAUCCUUGAGAAAAUAAUUGGAGAUCAGAAAUAGCUUCUGGAAAAGUCUCAUAUGUGUCUGUCAUUUUUAUCCAUUGGCUCACACAUGUGUGCUAGUUAAUUGCCUUUAGAAAAUAGCAUUCACUGUCUUUCCUUCUGACCUUUAUGGAAGUUAGACUUGUGUCAAUAACUAGGAAAAAGGAAAGUGUAACUGCAAGGCUCUGUGGGAGCUUUCGCUUCCUAAUUUCUGCUGAAACAAUGCAGUCCUGACCUAUAGCUUAAGGCCAAUUCCAUUGCAGACAUGAACUUUAGAUAGGUUUAGUUAAUCAGCUUGGACCAUCUGUAUGAAUAUUACUGCUGUUCCGCUUCUGACAAAUCACAGUGAUGUGAAUCAUUAAUGGGUAUCUGUGGCUUGUGUGCCACAUUAAGCCGCAGAAACUUAAAUUUUCUGGUUCUUGGCCAUUUAGUGGACUCUACUUCCCCUACUUAAAAAUUAAAUGGAAUGAAGCUGUAUUUUCAGCUUGAUUUCUCAAAUGAGACCGAAGCAGUAUUGUGACAAAAAAGUCACAAAAUAAGUAGAGCUUUAAAUAAAUGGUUUUGUUAAAAGAGAUAGUUGACAUAUUACUUGUAUUUUCACAAACCAAUUAAGUCAUCAGCUGAAGUCUAACAUGUUUCUCUGUUAGCUAAAUCAUAGUAAAUGUACCUUUUUAGAUAUUUCAGAAAGUGUAAGGUAACUUAAAUGUAAUAAUCUAAAGCUCCCCCAAUCACUGUUUAAAUGAAAUGAUUUUUGUCCCUUUUACAGUAACACACCAUAACUAAUAUAGCCUCAAAAAGUAAACCAGUGUGCCAUCAGAUCUCAGCCCUGGUGACUACAGUUUCCCAUCACUAAUUAGUUUACAUGAGAGCAAACCCCACUAGAUACAGUGCAACUUAAACUGAAUAAUCAUGCAUAAAAAGAUGUUAUUAAGCUGCAAGUGGUAAAUCAGUUAAUGAAACUCAUUAACUGGUGAAUUGAGGUCCCAAUACUGAUCCUUGGGAGACUCUACUAUCUACACUCCUCCAUUGGGACAACAUUUAUUCACACUCUCUGCUCUCUCUUACUUCACUAGUUCCUGAUCCACAAAAGGACCUCACCUCUUAUUCCAUGACCGCUAAACAUGCUUAUGAGUCCUUGGUGCGGUAGUUUGCCCAAAGCCUUUUUGAAAGUCUAAGUUGGAUCAUCUCUAUCUAUAUCCUUGUUGACCCUCUGGAAGAACUCUUUAGCAGGGCUUGUUCUCCUGUAUGCUUGGUUAUUUCAUCUUUAACAAUACUUUCCACCUAUUUUCCCAUAGCUUUGAACUCAUUGGAAGAAAGCUGGGCUAUAAAUGUAUGAAAUACAUACAUUUUCACUUUCAUAUUCAUUUGACCACCUUAAGCAGUGAUAUGACCUUGGGAGAUGGUUUUGUCAACACAAGCAUUUCUGCUUGCUUGAUGGAACAAUCUCCCCCCUCUUCCCUCCACACUGUUCUAGGGGUUCUGCCACCCAAAUGCUGAGCCAUUGUGGGGGGCAGGAGAAAGGAGGGAAGCCCCGCUUCACUAGCAGAAGACCUUGCUAGGCUCUUGAUAGCAGGACCCAUGAACUGGACCAGGUCCUGAGUUCAGAAAACUAAAGCAAGAUUUCACUAUGCAAAAAUGGUGUCCGUAAUGAUCAACCUGGAGUGCAUCUGAUCUUGUAGUUUGUUGUGGUAAUGAAGUUUGGCUAUGUUUAUUUUGCAGUUCCUAUACUUCUGUAGGUAUAGGAUUACCGUAUUUUUCGCUCUAUAGGACGCACUUUUUCCCCUUCAAAAAUGAAGGGGAAAUGUGUGUGCGUCCUAUGGAGCGAAGACGCCAUAGCCCCGCGACCCUCUCCCGGCUGGAGAGGUGACGCGCGGCUAUGGCAGGAGCCUCUAUAGCCACGGGCCACCUCUCCAGCCGGGAGAGCGCGCAGGGGGCUAAAGAAGCCCCCCGUGACCCUCUCCCAGCUGGAGAGGUGACGCGCGACUAUGGCAGCAGCCUCUCCGCUGCGCCUUUCCGCUGCUCCCUGACCUGCUCUUUGGGGCUGGUGGUGGGCUUCCCCCCGCCAGCCCCAAAGAGCAGGUUGAAAGGAACCUGAAGCCUGGAGAGCGAGAGGGGUCGGUGCACGCUUCCAAGGUAGCCGCCUGAACGCACCUUAAACGGCACCUUGUUUUAGAGUGGGAAAACAAGAGGGGGGAAAUUCUCCCCCUCUCUGCGCAGCGCCUCCUGCCGCUUCGCUUAGCGGAUUAGCGCUAUUAGCGGUUUAGCGGCUAUUAAAGGCUUAGCGGCUUAGCGGCUAAAAGGCUAUUAGCGGCUUAGAAAAAGGGGGGAAAGCGAAAAAAAUCUCAAGACUCGCAAGACAUUUUCAUCUUGCGAAGCAAGCCCAUAGGGAAAUUCGUCCUGCGAAGCACAUCGAGAAACGGAAAACCCUUUCGUCUAGCGGGUUUUUCGCCUUGCGAGGCAUUCGUCUUGCGGGGCACCACUGUAUUCCAGUGAACAGAUAAAUCUGGGAUUUAGGUCCACCCUUCUGCCACUGACAGCCAUGUGGCACCAAGAUAGCAGGGAAGCUUGAACAAACUAUAGCAUAGGAUCCCAUGACAUAUCCAUUUAGCCUUAAAGGCGUGUCUCAUAACAGAUGUCAUGUCCUGGCAUUUUGGAGCUGAGUGAACAUGAGAAAUCCUUAGGUCAACAUAUUAAACUGGAAAAUUUAGGAGGAAACUGUAUACAUUUUGUGGUGGUUACUAUUGUUAUUGCUACUGCUGCUUAAUUUUUCCAUAUGCUAUUUUUUUGAGGCCUAUAUUAUUGUCUUUAUGAAAUACAGGUGAAGUAGGAUUCCUUGCUGAAGACCGGAGACUAAAUGUUGCAAUUACUCGUGCCCGCCGCCAUGUGGCUGUGAUCUGUGACUCUCGGACCAUUGGCAGCCACAUUUUCCUUAAACGCCUGGUGGACUAUAUGAACCAGCAUGGGGAGGUGCGCACCGCUUUUGAAUACCUGGAUGACAUCGUGCCAGAUAACUAUGCUGCUCCCAAGAGCUCUCAGGGUCUGGGUGACCAAGAAAAGAGACUUAAGUGCAACACUCCACUUGCCCCAAAGACUGAUGGAGAGAAGCCAAGAGGAAAACCAGCCAAACGGACUGGGCAGAGGCCCAUAGAGGGUUCUGUUCAAAGCCCAGCCUGGGGGGCAACAGUGGAUACUGUAGUGAAGGGCAAUUCAUGUAAGCAUGAAGCCAGGAUACUGGAGUUUCUGGAGAGCAGUGAGACCCAACUGGAUUUCCCUUCGUCAUUAAAUGCUCAUGACAGGUUGAUUGUCCACCGUCUGGCAGAGGAACAUGGGCUGCAGCAUGUGAGCACAGGAGAAGGUAGAGAGAGAUACAUCAGUGUCCGUAAGAGAGGCACUGCGACAGACUUUUCUCUGGAAGAUGCUAAGGCCUGUGAACAAGAGUUGUCCUGCAGACCUGCAGGCACCCCCAAAGAAUCCCAGGCCUCUGAACAAGAGUUAGCCUGCAGACCCCCAAGCCCCUCGAAAGACACCCAUGCCUCCUGUGAGGAGAGUGGAAGCCAUAUUAGCAAGAAGAAGGUGGAUCUGAAAACCCUGCACAUGGAGCGGAUGCAAAGGGAGAAGGCCAAGAGAGAGGAGAGGGCCAAACAAAGAAGUGAGCCAAAUGUAAACCUUCAGGAAAUCACUGGGAAUAAACAUGGAAGUGAAGCCAAAGGUACAUUAUUAUACCAUCUUGGGAUUUGCCAUUCUGUAGCAAAUUCUCUUCCUUUGCAGAGCUUUUCUAUUUGCAUUUUUAAAAGGAAAAAGUGAUGAUACUUCACUGCUGCCCUUUCAUUUGUCCCAUAUUUAAUUGAAAUUCCUUUGCAGAGGCAUUCCAGGGUAUGUAUCCCUCGGGCAUCCUUUGGGAAAUUCCAGGCCAGAGCAGCAGGCGAUGGGAGUCCUCUGCUCCCAGAAUGGCUUUAAAAAUUGAUUGCCGCUUCUAUGUUGUGCCUACAAUCCAUUUCUCCCCUUCUGCUCUGCCUGUGACAGGCUUUUCUUCUGAAAGCAACUACUUUUGACAACAACCAGGAAUGCAGUUGAAGUUAAUUGUUCUGAGACACAGAGAUUAUUCAUCCAAUAGGUUUCCUUUGAAGGGAUCAGAAGAAUGCCAGGCUUUGGUUUUGGAAAUACGACAUGUGCCUCUGCCCACCCCAACCCUUGAAAGCAAUAACUGAGAUUUGCAGACAAAAAUGACCCAGGGCUCAGAUUAGCUUGCUCCGUGGAACAGUUGCUUUGAGUGUUGUGCAGGUAGGAAGAAAAGAUGUGAAGCUAGCAGCCAUUCCACCCCCUCCCCCAAGGCAGGGUUUUAUCUGGCCCAUGCUGUAUAAUCAACUGUGAAAUGAUAAUAUUGCCUGGAUCUGCAUGUUUGUAGAGGCAGUAUGUCAGUGAGGAGGAAGAACUUCUCAGCUCAAAAAUAGAUCCGUAGAAGGGAGAAUCUCCAUCUGCCAGUUUAGGAGAAUGGGGUGUGUGCAUUCGUGCGUUCGUUUGUGUAUGCUUCAUAUGCAUACAUGUGCACACACUCCUUUUCUCUUACGGCUAACUUUGAAGAGAAGUGGAAACCUCCACACACAGAGAGAAUUCACUUGCUCUUGGAUCUAUUUAGAAGCAGCAAAUCAGCACCUAGUGUAUCAAUCUCAGUGCUGUGUAACACAGCGGAGUACAGUCUCUCCGUGUGCAUAUUUUCUUCUUUGCCCAGUUUAUCUUGCUUGAACAUUCUGGGUAGGGAUUUCAUCUUGCCAAGUGAUACUACUUGCUUCUGCAUGGUUUACAAAGCCAUCUGUUCUCAUGUGUGUGCAUAUGAAGACAGCCUUCUGCCAUUCCAUACAUCUGAGGUUGCGAUUGCUCCCUGGGUUUCUGUUUUUGCUGAUCAGCUUGUUUUGCAGGCUUUACUAGGGGACUGGAUGAACACACCUGUGCCCCUUUUAUUCCCAUGAAAAAACACUGUGUUGAAAUAAUAGAAUCUUAAAAGUUGGAAGGUACCCCAAGGGUCAUCUAGUCCAACCCCCUGCAAUGCAGGAAUCUAAGCUAAAGCAUACAUGACAGUUGGACAUCCAACCUCUGUUUAAAAACCCCCAAGGAAUGAGAAUCCACCACCUCUCAUAGGAGUCUGUUCCACUGCUGAACAGCUCUUAGCUCUCUUAACUCUCAGCUCAUCUUAACUCUCAGCUCAUCUGUAAGCUCUUUUUAUUGCAUGCUGAUGAUUCUCCUCCCCACCCUUGUGCUUUUAGGGAAGGCUUCUGUUAAAACCAAAGUGGAAGGUUCAGCAGAGGAAGAUUUUGAUGCUCUGAUUUCUGCUGCAAUCAAAGCUGACAACACGUGUGGUUUCCCCAAAUGCAAAGCAAGUGUGACAACCCUGGGGCAGCUCUGCCUGCAUUGCAAUAAACGCUACUGUCUCAGCCACCACAUCCCAGAGGUAUGUUUUUGUCCUUGCCUGGUUCAGGUAAGCUAAACAUUGCCACCAUCUGCUCAGUUUCUUGACCCCCAGUCCUUCAGGACUUGAAUUUCAUUAGUGUGAAAUGGCUGUGUGUGUUUUUUAAAGUAUUUCACAGACUCCCAUUUUUCCAGGAGGCUUCCAGGCACAGGAAGGUGAGCUUUUGAACCAUUCGCAAGGCCAGUUCAACAUGUGCAAAUCCUCUGGUGGGUGGAUUGCUCCCAUUCCUCUUUACUUUAUUUUUUAAUUUAAAAAGAUAACAUGAAAAUCUGCUUUUAGGGUAUGAGGGGGAGCAAGGUUUAUGAAAGCCAUAUAGCAUAAUAUGCACAUGCAGUUCAAUUCACAAGGGAACCAUGAGUGGGGGGGAGGGGGGAGUUGCCUCCAGCUUAAUAUAUCCUAAUAAUGGGGAAGUUCUCUCCUGCUGGGCUAUAAGUGAAAAAAGAAACUCAUUCAGAGGUGCUUUUUUUUGGCCUACAGUUGUAGGAGGAAUAUGAAGCAUUUUCUUCUUCCUUUGGUACUUUGUAUGGAUUUAGUUAUUAUGAGCCUCUGCGUGUCUGUGAAAUCUCGCUCCAAUCUUUCACCAAGCUCUAAUAUGAGAAUGACUUUCUUUCCUGUGAGGUUCACAGUGUACUUGUAUUUCCCCUCACUCACCCACCCACUCAAGACCGUUAACAAACAAACAAAAAUACGCCCCCCCCCCAUUUCUUCCCUGUCUCUGUUCUUCGUGGUGUGGAGGAUAGAAAAGGAUGGAUCUCCUUGAUUGGAAUAACAAGGCGAGGCCUUUUAACGCAGGCACUUAGCACUGCAGGGCAGAGGACCUGUGUUUAACAAUGUGUCACUGCUGAAAUAAUGUGAUUCUUCAGAGUCUUUUUUUCUUCCCCCGGAGUGUCUGAGUCAUUUCCUCUUGGCACAAUGUACCUCAAUUCACCUCUCUUCUUUUAACAUUCACCCCCCGCCCACAACCUGUUCAGAUGCUUGGGGGAGGAUGAUGCUCUAGAAAAUGUGUGUAUCUGAGGUGCUGAUGGUGCUAGCCUAGAGAGGGCCACUGUUCUGUGGCAUACAGCACAUACCCUUGCAUGCAUAAGGUCCCAGGUUCAAUCUCUUGGCAUCUCCAGCUAAAGGAUCUUGGGUAGCCUUGCUAGGCAGUGCCCAGGCCUUAAGCCUGCUCCAUGGAGAGUCAGUCCAUACUGAACUAGGUAGACUUGUGCUCUGCUUUUCCUCUCCAAAAAAGGAGAUGCUCAAAGUGACUUGCAAAUGAUUUUAAAAGGCAUCUUCAUAUGACACCAGCCACGCCAUGUGUUCUGCUCAACUAUAAGCCUUUUAUCUCUCUUCUCUCCCUCUCUCCUUCAUCACACUGUAGAUUCAUUGGAUACCAUGCACCAAGAGCAGCUUUAAGUAAGAGAAGUUGUGCAAAGCCCUUUCUCACUCUCUUGCCCUAGCUGCUGUUGUCACACUGGUACAAGAGAUACCGAAAGCACAGCAGCCCACCUGGGUGCAGCAGGCUUUAUCCUCAGAAGCCUCUUUCCUUCUAGGUGUUGGUCAAAGCAAAACGUCAUCCUUUGCCCAUCACUGCAGCUGUAGCAAAGAUUGGAGUGAGUUGCACUCGAAUUGCAGUCCAGGACUCACAGAAGGUGGGAAUGUCUCACUCUGCAAUUCUGUUAGAGCUGCCCAACGGCUGUCUCUAUGUAGCACAAAAAAGACCUGUGUGCCAGGAAAAAUAAUACUGACUUCCAACGAGCUUUCAGAUGUCCUCUUUAUGCCCCUCUGAUUUAUUUGAAGCAGUAGAUCAUACGUGGUUUUAAUCCCAUGGAGAAAGUGUUGUAGCUAGCUGAAGACAUAUUGAUCUAUAGUGCCUGAAAUAGAUUUACUGGAUUAUGGAUUUACUGGCAUUCUGCCAACAGUUUGAGUUGGGUUUCUUUCUAACCGUAAAAUAAAUGUAUAUAUGGCAAUAUUUUCUGUGGCACAUGCUGCAGCAAGGAAAAAAUCAGCAAAACAGUGGUGGUCUUAAAUAGAUAUACUUAUCAUGUGACACUUGCUGGUGUUUCAAGGCAAGCUUGAAUCAAGAAAAAUCUUAUUGGAAGGAUUUGUGAAUGAAGGAAAUAAGAGUACAAAAAACAUGUAGGAAAAUACUCCAAAUUUUCUGGUAUUCUGUAGUUUUGAUUUCAGGGUUUGCUGAUUUCAGAGUUGUAUUGGUAGAGAGCUACACAAAGGAGAUGUGAUCCUGAAAAACCAAAGGCAGAUUUCAGCGCCCUCUGUGCAGGAGGAUCCCCCUCCCCACUGCCAUGCUGGUGGUCCCAUUAAGAGAACAGGGUUCUGAACAAGAGUGUGAAGCAGAGGUGGCUAAGCUGUGGCCGUCUGGAUGCUGUGAGACACCAGCCAAUGGUGGGAGUUGUAGCCCAGCAGCAUCUGGAGGGCAACAGAUUCCCCACCCUUGCUAUACAGGAACACAGUCACAUCUGUUCCUUUGGUUCCAAUGCAUAGAAAGGGUACAACUUGCAAAUGCAGAAAUGAUUGCCAGUUUCUUUUCCCUCUUAGCCAUUGUGGAGCAGCUGCAUGCAUAAAAGGAAAUCUGAUUGUGUGAACAGGCCCCUGCGGGGGCUGUAUUAAUAAAUUCAUAGAACCGUAGAGUUGGAAAGGACCACAAGGGUCAUCCAGUCCAACCCCCUGCAAUGCAGGAAUCUUUUUGCCCAAUGUGGGGCUCAAACCCACAACCCUGAGAUUAAGAAUCUCAUGUUCUGCUGACUGAGCUAUCAGUAAGGUAUUGCAGAAGAAUGUAUUCCCCUUUAGUAUGCAAUCACAAAAGUAUUUUGUUAGGUCAACUUAAAAGUGAGAUUUUUAAUUUUUAAAAAAUGGUUAAAUCAGUUCAACUGUUAUCCAGCUGUCAUAGUAUAAUUCAUGUAGAGUUGAAGGUUUAAUCUAUCCUAGCCUGAAUUUUGGACCAGUUAAUGAGAUAGAACUCAUUUUAGAGGGACUGCAGGGUUUGAUCCCAUAUAGUCGCAUCAAGUCCCUACCUUUUUACUGACUGCAAAUUGCUUGCCAUUUUAUACUGCUUGAGAGUGUUUUGUCAUUUUCUUUCAGCUUCGGACUAAAUCCAGCUGUUUUAGCUCCUUGUUAAAAUGAAUUCUUCUAAGCAAUAGCUUCAGUGCUUUCCCACCUUAAUAAAUCUUGCUUUCCAGCAACCCAGCAGGCUUGCACUUUGUCACUCAUCUGCAAUAAAACGAGUUUCCUUCAAAGCUGUUUUUCAGCCAUUAGUUUAUCCUUCCUGUUUAUAUCAUUAAUGUGCAUACUUGUCUCUCUAGUUAUCUUUUCUCCUGAUGUGCUUACAAGUCAUUCAACUUGUGGUAGCUUCGUCUCUAGACAUCCUAAAAUGCAGAGAUAUUGCAUGUCUCUAUUCCCUUCUCUUUCAUACAUGUAGUAUGUGUUCUUUUAAUCUGGUAUUUUGGCAGCCCUUUGUGGGUCCAUAAUACUUUCUUCAUUCUCCUUGCACUUAAUUUUCUUCCACAAUGCCCCUUUAUACCUUUGUGCCUUGUAGAAUUUAUCUCAUGGAUGACUUGCAUGUUGCCUACUGCCACUUGUCAUCCUCGAUUUGCUUUCUGGCUCCUUCUUUUAUACAAUGUGUAUUUAGCUCCAGCAGUUAGGCCAAGAAGCAGGCCUUGCUGAUGACUCAAGGUUGGGAGAUUAUUUACCAGUCAGUAUAACCUGCUUCCUAAGAGUGAGAGAGGGGGAUAUUGGUGGCCUGGAGAUGAGUGAAAAUCACUACCUACAAGAAUCCAACAGCUUUAUUAAUAAACAGUUUUGUCAUGAAUCUAAGGUAUUGUGAUUUAGAAUGCAAAGACUACAAAGUUCUGUAGAAACUGUUGAAAAACAAACAAACCAGCCUUGGGGGGCUUUCCCGUAGCUUGGCUUGAGUGAAAUUUUGAGGGGCAGCUGACAUAACUGAUCAUAUUCCUUAGAAUAAUUUUAUUUUCCAUUCAAAGGCAGAGAAUAAAUUAUUGGAGAAGUUUCACUCAGUUUCAUAACACAGCUAUACUGGGCAAAUUCCUAUUCUGGGCUAGGUAAUUACGAACUUUACAAACAUUACUUGUGACAGCCAGUCUGCAGGGAGCCCAACAACACAAAAGAAACAAGGAAAUGUGAUGCGUUGUUUUACUUAUUUCUAAUACUCUGUUCUUCAGCUUAUAUGGCUAUUUCCAUGCAGUUUCUUUCCCAGUCAGGCACCGUUUGCACCCAGCACUGUGGACAUUCAAGCUGCUUAGGUGAGGUGGUGGUAUUGCCAGUUUAUUAGCAAUAGAUAUAAUGUGUUUUGUUAUGAUUCAAGGGCUUGAUUGUUCUUGGUUUCCCUCCUUUCAUCUGAUUCUUUCCAGACUGGAGAUAAGAGAGAAAUGUUAGUAUUUAUCAACAAGGGUGACAAAGGUGACUGGAUGAUGGAGUAGAGAUUUUCCUUACAUUUUUAGAGUUUGGGAAGAAAUACUUAAUCUGUCCAAAAUGAUUAUUUAAUUGCUCCUUAGGGAAAAAUGACCUUCACAUUUUUAAAAUUGUUUUGUUUUGUUGUUAAAAGACCCACCGGUAAGUGAAGUAGUUUAUUUUUAUGGACUGUGAAGAAUGAUCAAGUUUAUGAUAAGCAGUUUUCACUAAGGUCGUAAUUUUGUGCUGGAACAUCUUGAGGCUGAUAUUAUGGCUUUAUCUCCCACAGAUUCAUGGCUGUGGGGAGAAAGCCAAAGCAUAUGCCCGGCAGAGAAUCAGCAAAGAAGCUUCUCUAUGUGCCGGGAGUGGGUUAAAGGACAAGCCCUUGGAUCCUGCCAAGAGAGCUCAUCUCCAGAGGCGCCUGGACAAAAAACUCAGUGAGCUCACAAGCCAAAGAAAGAGCAAAAAGAAAGACAAAGAGAAAUGAGAGGAUUAGCUAUGUCAAGGCAAGAUGCUCAUCUGCCUGUCCUUGAGGCACCUUCGUAAAGCAGCAUGCUCAGGCUCCAGAGGAAAAAGCUCAUCACUCUCUUAAACCUUUUGGCUUCUUUCCCCCACCCCACACCCCCAAAAUCAAGAAUAUGUCCUUCAGCUUCAUGGUCCUCAGAGAGCCAGAGACUGACUGAAGAAAGGUUCCCACUGUCUGCAGGUUUCAAACAAUUCUCAAGUUGCAUCUUGCACUGUAAAAUGUGUUUUUCCUCAGUCACGUCAGAACUAUAAAGCCCUGUUGGUUAAGGAGAAAGGUGGGCAGCUUUUGUUUGUAGUAAUUAUCUUUAUUGGCGAGGUAAUAAAUGUACUCUGAGUGGGCGCAGAGCAGGUUUUACAAUAAAACAGUGAUAGCGUAUGCCUUGAGCAAUGAACUGUCCGUUUGACAUUGCAUGGUAAUGUAAUAAUCGUUGUCCGUGGGACUCCUGUCCCCCCCCCCCCAAUGUGUGGGAGCAAUAAAAACCUCUCCAGGUGGUCCACAAAAUUAAGGGAAUACAAAUAGCUUUUUCCAUUUCUCAAGCUCAGAAACUUGUAUGUUGAAAGAAAAGAUUCUAAAAAAGAUGUGUUAAAAUUGUGAGGGGACAAAGUGAAGAAAAAUCUAGAAAAAAUAACCUGGGUUCACUGGCCCAGCACAUACACUUUUACUGGAAUAUGCUGGGAUUGCGCGCAGGUCUUCUGCAUACAAAGAUGUGUUCUACCCCUAUGCCACCACUGUGUGCUAUGGACCUUAACUUACAGUAGGGAAACCUCAGGGCCAGGGUCCAAAUGAAGUCCUUGCAAGUCUCUCUGUUUCAUCCCUGAGACUCUUCCCAGUGCCACAUCGUGCACUAGGCCCAUAUCAAGUGCUUUAGCCUGUCUUGAAUGUGUAUCUGAACUGUGGUGCUGAGGGGUUCCUGUCAGGGGAUCCUCUGACUUGCACAUGGCUGGAGUGUGGUCUACUGUGCUAAGGUUGGGUCCGAUCUGUUGCUCCACUUGUUUGUUUUCCUCUGACCCUUCCAGCCACUGACAUGCAGCUCUUUGAAGGUUGUCCAUGAGGGAAUGUGUCCGUGCAGCUGAAAAGCAUUUGCCAUCCCUUGGCUUAGAAUCACAGAAUUUGUAAGGUAUAAUUUUUUUCUCAAAUUCAUUCAAGUUCCAAUAAAAAUAGACACAUUUCUUUUUGGGGGAGUGUGUGGAGCUGUUUACAAAACAAUGUAGUCCCACAAAUAAUUACCCAGUAGAGUUUUCAUCGUGCAGAACUAUAUGCAACCAAGAAGCAGGGAAAUAAUGGCCCCAUUUUCAGGGGAGGGCUCUCAGUGUCCUGUUGCUAUGGAUGUGGCCUCAUGAUUUUGUUCAGAGGCUCAAGUACUUUAAGAAAGAAAAAGGGUGCAUUCCUCUCCUGUUCUUUUCAGGCAGUGUCCUUUUCACCUCAUCCUGCGAACUGGUAUCUAGAGCAAGUUAAUUGUAUUUUUGUUGGUUCUUUUAUUUCUUAUAUUAAGAACAGAACAAGAGCCUGCUGGAUCAAGCCAGUGGCCCAUCUAGUCCAGCCUACUGUUCUCACAGUGACAUUUUAUUGUAUUACAAUUUGAAUUCUGUGGAGUGCAAAUUGUACAGUAUCUAGCACAAUGUCUUAUAAUUGCUACAACAGGCAGAAAAACCAUUAAGUGGUCUGCCAAGGCCAUCAGCAAUUUUCAAGUGGUCCGUGGGGGGGGGGUAGUUUGGGAACCACUGAUCUAGAAUGAUUACAAGUCCCAAGUUCCUUUAGCCGCAAAUGUCCUAGAUGUUCUUGGCAGGAUUUGUUCAGCCUUGGGCUCAAAAGCAAUGGGAUGUCAUUCUCUUGCCAUGCAUGGUGUCUCUAAGGGUCUACAAAUGCCCUGCAGUUCUACCAUCUGCCAGUAUUAACCUUGGGUUUGUUACCCUUCCAGUCUCUCUUCUCCUUUACUUUAAAUUAAUGUGUUCACUUUCUCUUGUCAGCCUUGAAAACACAAGAGGUGUUUGUGUUUUAUCAUCUGAUCCUAACAGUUGGCGUCACAUCAUUUCUGAGAUUCUAAUAAUGAUGCAGCUACAACCUUGAUUGCUCUUGGAUUCUGAACCCAUAACUUAUAAUGCGAGCCGGCAAUAAUAAAAUGAAAUUGAAUUCGUUUUUUAAAAACCCACAAUCAUUAUAUUCUGCAUAAAAUUAAUGUACUCUGUUUAGGAAAGCUCAGUGUGACCAGAUGAAAUUUUACCAGAGCAGAAUGCUAAAUGCAGAUCAGUAUGCAAGAUCCAAAAGAGGAUUUGGAGCUACGUUGGUCCUAAUUGUAAUAGAUUGAUUGAGGUAGGACUCCAGUGCAUAUUAUUACACUCAUUGUAGUGUGGGUGUCUGUGGGCAGGGGCAAGGAAUCUGGACAGUUUUAGAAGUGUAUUUCCUCCCCUAGAUGCAGACACUGGCAAUUGUCCCUUGGGUUUUGUGUCUGUGUUUGUAAUGUAUAAUAUUAGCUAUUUGAAGACAUAACAAUAACAAUAUGGUGACAUAAUAAUUGUUAUUAUAAUUUUUAAAAAGAAGUGUGGGAAGAGCAGUAGCUCCAUUAUUAAGAUCUCUUUACACUUGACUGUGUUUGGGUUGCAUAGCACCUUCUAGUUUGGAGUGCUGCUGGCUUAAUGAGCAACCCCUUCCUUUAGUAUCACCUUCUGGAAUACUUCAAAGAUGACGAAUAAUGCCUUAUUAACAGAGCCCGUUCUCUGAAAUGUAAAAGAACAGAAGUGUGACACAAGGUUACAGUGUAAUUAUAAUAAAUCUGAGGAGGACAAUUCCCUCAAUAGUUAGUUAUUCCAUGCUGAUAAAAUAUUUCUGAGCUAACAUUAAAAAAAGUAAAAAAUGGACAGACUUGCUGCCAAGCAGUUAAAAUUUCCCUUGGGCUUCUUGCCCAGAAACCAGUUGAUAUUAGUUCUGUCAUUUAAAUUUUCCUUAAAAAUAUACAAUGAAACCAGCACAAGGAAAGCCACCAGCUGGCAAGUCAAGGCUGAAUUAUUUCAAAUCACAGCAGAAUGGAACAGAGUAUAAAUCUCAUCUGUUCUGCUUGUACCUCUAUCUUCACAUCUGCUUCUGCUGUUACCAAUUUCCAUAAUUGUUUAUCAGGGCUUAAUUUGAACCUAGCACCUUCUCCUGUGUCUUACCAUCAUUGCCUUUGCUGGCACUUUUGGAGGGGAGAUUGAGGAAGGGAGUUGUGACCCAUUUAGGCUGUGGAGAAAACAUCUGACCCCCUGAACUGUAUUUAAGCUGGACUGCUGUGGCUCCCUGGAGUGCAGCAAGGUUUGAACUUGUAGCGUUGAUAAGCUUUCUAAUUUAUUUAUUGGCCUCUUAAUAUUUAUUUUGCUCUGUACUUGUUAUGCAUUAUCUAGAUGAUUUCAGUGUAAUUUAUUGCAUUUAUCCUUUUGGUUUUUCUUUGUUUGAAUUUAGUGGUAUGUUUUGUAACAUUUUAUGUUUGUAUAUUUAUUUUUAAAAUUGCUGUUACGAGCUGCUUUUGAGUGCAGUUCACCUUGGGAAAGUAGCAUAAAAAUGAAAUAAACUUAGCUCAUUGCUUUUGAUAUCAGAGCUUAAUCCCCUAAUCAGCUGGGCAAUAAUGAGCAUGUUCAAAGAACCUUCUCACCACUGAGUAUCUAUAGUCUGUUCCCACAUAUAUCCAAGCAGAGUUGAGCUCCAAUUCCACAAGAUUUUUUGAAAUUAACCACCGGUGUAUGUUUGGGAGCUGGAAAGACACUAGCAAUUAGUCCAUGGACUGAAAGCUAGAUGCUCUAGAUUCCCUACAUCAAACAAGGGUUAGACUGAAUGGGUUACACAGCCCCCUACACUUCUGUGAUUCUGUUCCUUCCUUCCUGGAUCUAUGUGGCUGUAGAAUCCAAAUCUGCAGCCUCUUUAUCUGUGAUAGCUCUGUUAUGCUGCCAGGACUAGAGGUAGCAAUAAUUUCAUUUUGUUGCUUAGCAGGAAGGGUUUGUUGCCUCACUGCGUCUUAGAUCCAAGGAACAGUUCUGCAUUCCAACACAUGGAAACAAUUCCAUGUGUUGUAUGAAAAGACAGGGACUUGCUGCCUUUCAUUUCAGCCCAUCCACAGGCAUCUUUAAGACAAUAGUGUUUUUGAGAGGUGUCAGCUGUGCAGAAUCCAUCAGCCUCAGAAGGAGUUGUCUGAGUUACUGAUAAGCCUGUAUAUACUAAUUGCAGUCUCACUUCUCUGAGUACCAGUCCUUAGGUAACCAAAACAGCACCAUCCAAGCACAAGAUGGGAUAUCUGGAGGCUUGGAGGACUCAAGAAUUACAGCGGUACGAAACAUCCCCCCCCCCCCCAAAAAAAAGACCCAAUGAGGACUCCCAUCAUAAAAAAACAGCCCAAUGUGGAUGGAGCAUGCCUUGUGUGAUGCUAACUGUUGGAGGAAGUAUAAAAAACUGGGCAGGAGGAGAAAUGGAGUGGUGUGUCCUGGAAAAACUACUUCACCUUGGUUGGAACACUGAAGGUUCCACUGUGAGAGUCAUUCUAUAUGGAUCCAAAGUAGCACCACCCACACACAAAAGGGUGGUAACUCCUACAGGGAUGAGGCCCCUCACUACACUCCAAUGAACUGCCCAGAGAACUUGGUUGGGCAAGCUACAAGUGUUCUAAAUAAAUAAAGCUAGAACAUAGAGCCAACCUAUGGAAUUGGUGCAUAGUAGAUUCAGGACAGGUUAGACUGGGGACCACUAACUUAAGAUGUUUUUUGAACAUAUUCAUUGAGUGGCACUUGCAUCUUUUCAGGUUUUUGUGCUUGCACUGCUCUUUAUACAACCAUGAGGAUUCCCCAUCCCCUUUCCUCCCCAAGAACUAAAUUUUAAAAUAAACAUUCACAGUUUGUACUGUAAAACAGACACUCUAAAUGCUUUAUAUUGGCACUACUCUAAAGCCGCUCUAAAUGCACCACUUUGUGCUAUAAAUGUGCCCAGGCUUUUGUGGGUGUUUAAUUCCAGUGGGUUGGUUGUGAUUUAACCCUGCCCUGGGUUGUUAGCUGCAUUUUAUCUGUGCCAUAAUGUUUUAUGUUUAGAAAUGCCAUUUUAUUGUAUGCUACCUUGAAGCUGGAUGGUUAUGGCAAUUUAAAAAUGUUUUCAUGACUAAUAAUAACAACCCGAAAUGCA
This is a messenger RNA of Podarcis lilfordi (Lilford's wall lizard), 74452 nucleotides long. The record is from the annotation of a GenBank genome assembly. Lineage: Eukaryota; Metazoa; Chordata; Lepidosauria; Squamata; Lacertidae.